Xyrichtys novacula (pearly razorfish) is the source of this 72624-nucleotide messenger RNA. The record is from the annotation of a GenBank genome assembly. NCBI's taxonomy places the organism in Eukaryota, Metazoa, Chordata, Actinopteri, Labriformes, Labridae.
GCGUCGCUGCGCACGGUUGAAGCCACCACCACCACCGCCGCCGCCACUCCUUCCUCUCCAGGAACAACUCUUUGUUUAAAGCCUUCUCCUGCAGGAAAUACGGAAUUUGGGUGCGAUUGAAGCUCACUUCAAGUAAAGGCCAUGGCGUCAAGUUAAUUUAAACCCAAGCUUUGUUUGACUGUGGGAUAAUCGUGCAGGAUCUGCAACGGAUACACUGAUACUCCUGCGUGCGGACAGGGGAGCUCAAAGGAUCUUGGUGGAUGAUUUUAAAUGUUUACCAGCUUUAUCAGAGUAUUUACUGCUGCUAACUGCAAGGUGGGUCAUUAAAAAGUGCAGAUUUUAUGUAAUUUAAUUUAUGGUGGCUGUGGACUGAUGUGGUUUGAAAUCAACAGGAAAGCACAUUUGUGGAGUCGAUCAAAAAAGGAGUGAUGCCUACGCUGCAUGUGCGAGGCGUGAGCUCUCAUAUGAUCUCUUAAAAGUUCCACUAUAUAUAUAAUUUUUAACGACUAAUGUGAAAAGUGUGUAAUACGGCAGACUUUAUUCCCUCUACAAUACGCCUCAGUGGUGCGUCUUCUCUUACGCGUGGGAUGUAGUUUGUAGUGUCCUCAAAUAGAAAUGUACCCUGUGUUUGGAUUACGAGUUUUACUGAGAGUUAAGGCUAUAUGAUGCUGUGUAUUCAAAAAUAAUCCAACCACACUGAUUGAAUUUACACAUCUUAUCCCCCCUCCUCAUGCCACUUCUCAUGAUUUACAAUCCCAGGUAUUCUUAUAAAUGUAACGUGGUUAAUGUUCAUGCCCUCAUAACUCAAAGCUCAGUCACGCUUUAUUUUGGUGAACGGUCUUGCUUUGGAGUUGUGCCUUCGGGGCUCAAUGUGGAACUUGAUCUUAAACCCUGACUGAUAGUUUGACCUCAGACUCAGAUCCACGUUUACGAGUAAAUCGGAGCAGUGCGUGGAUAAUUACAGCAGAGCAGGCUCGCUUAACGCGUCGUAUUGUCUCCAAACGUGGCACAGCGUUAUUUCUUUGUUUUUACGCUGGCAUUGCGCACAGCUGUGGCACCUUUUGGACGCUCAUAACUUGGAGAGUCUAUUAUGGGGAUAUGAUUAACUUCAGCUCCUUUUUUUGUUGCUGAUAAAAAGCAUGCUGAUGCGCUUUGUGCGUGCACAACCAGUGCGCGCAGGACGAGAAUUCCCCCUUCUAUCUCUCCUGAGCGUAGAUUCUGUACAAGGUAUUGGCAGAGCACGUUUUGCAUGAGACAUUUUAUUUUGCCAUGCACGAUUUGCAUGAGAGUUAAGGCUCGACAGAGAGUGGCUCCUGCUGAUUCUCCCAGCUGGAUGGAGUCUCCAUUCAGGCUGUUUCCCUGAUUGUACACAGAAGCAGGCAAGAAUAACUGUGGGCGGUUAGGAAACGCACUGUAAAAUGAGAGACCGAGCAGAAACCACAGUAGCAAUGAUGACAAUUCAAUUCUGAACCAGUUGACUUUCUUCCCAGACUCCAGCAGCUCUGUCUUUUUUUUCCCUUCAGGUAACUUGGUGUUUAUUGUGCACCAUGAUGAAAUUACACAGUCAUGCAUUUCCAAACAUUUGCCGUAAACAGUUGCGUAAAAUUAGAUCAAAUCUUCUUUUUCCAUUGAACUCUAUGAUAGACACUUUUUAAAGAUUUUCUCAUGUGCAGCUCAGUGGCAGAGGAACUGGCCACUGUGGUCAGUUUGUGAGAUGGAAGUUCAAGCUCAUUGUCUGACACUCAUCCCUCUGUUUCCCUCAGCUCCUGGGCUCUUCCUCCUCCUCCUCUCUGUUAACAUACAGAGGAAUAAUGUUGUGGGACAAACUGUGCUGGCUGCUGGCCCUGCUGGCCCUAACAUACGGGGGGCUGCCCCCCUCCAACGAGCCCCUCUCGGCUCCCAGAAUCUUCCUGUCCUUCAAAGGUAAGGCACUCACACCGCCGCCUGGUCUGUGACCCACUUUAUGCAGCUUUUGUGUUCCUCUGCAGAUAUGUUGAUUUAAAAUCGAGUCUGAUGGUCAGUUAAAGUCUUUAAUUUCUUUUUUGUCCACUUGCUGGAAUGGUUCAAAUUGGCACUAGCUAAAUAAAGGACUUGGCACAUAGUUCCUCACCACUUUACAGAGAGUUUGAUUGUGAGGAGUGAUGAGAGGGAAUGAGGAAAUGUGCUCCUGAUUGCGCUGAAUAUUCAGGGUCAGAGAAUGGGUCUUCGUUUAAUCGCCUGGCUGCUAUUAGUCGCCCAAAUAGGCCUUUGUGUGACCUCGGCUCCCUUCUGAAAUCAAGUCAGAUUUAACACUUGGCUGGGCACACACUCAGGGCGCAGAUCCAGCAUGUUAUGAAUGCUUGCCGGUGCCACAUGAGACCCUGUGUGUUGAACUGUCCUGUUAAAAUAGGUCUCAGCGGUGCAGUGUCCUGUUCUUUGUCAUUUAGGUGCUGGGGUGGCUGGUGUGCAUAAGUUGUCAUACUUUUAUAGAACCGUUUAGAAGCCUUAAGCAUCUGGGUUGAGUUUGCAGCCAUUGAUACUGGCGUCUUCUCAGCAAGAAUGGAAAAUCAUGUUUUCAUUACCUAUAUGAGCAUUUUCAUGUCUAUUUUCAUGUCCGUUCCUGUAUGUAAAUGAUGAAACCCUCUGUCAGUGAUCAUUUCGCCUCUCUUGCUCCAUCUCAGAUCUGUUUGUUUUUGCCCUAUAAAAUCCCAUCUCUUCCUCUGCAUCUCUAUUGGAGUUGGAUUUCACCCUCCACUGGCCUCACAUUUACUGGGUAGAAAAGAGUUCAUUUAUUUUCUACAGCUUUUUAAUUGAGUUUCUUUUUGUUUUUAAUUAGUUUCUGGGGUUACUUUAUGCCUCAAAGAGCAGCUUCAGAUAGCCGCAGACUCAAAAUGCACCUUGGCUGUGCAUUUGCUAAUUGUAUUGGUAUUGCACCGUUCUGCUGGGAAUAGCUCUGUAAUGUGCUUUUAUUAAUUAUUUAUGUGCCAGUGAACUUAACCAAAUAAUAGGCUUUGAGGUUUCUGUUGAGUGCUGGCAUACAGAUUGGUUGUUAUCAGUGCUGUAUGAGUAAAAAAGAAAAAAAAAUCCAUCCAAUUUUCAACAAGCAUUUAUAUUUAGAUGAUAAAACAAGACGUGGAAACAAGCCUGAAGUGUAGGCGGCCGACUCUAGCAGCUUUCACGAUGCAUUGUUCUUGAUUUUGCUUCUGUCUGUGACCCAGCUUCACAUGUUUUUCCAUUGAGGGUUACACACUAUGACUUCUUGCUGAUUAUUUGCAUUUUACAAAAAGAGAGAAACACAAGAUGAAGCGCUGCUAUUUGGCUGAAAUCCAACAUUUUGACACAAGAAAGCCAACACUUUUUCUUUGUUUUUUUGAGUAUUUGCCUUCCAUUGAAGCAUCAGGCUUACAAAUAUCAUGCAUGCGUAGACACAUCUCCCCAAAAGAAGUUAAUAAUAUCUUGCUUGAUAUGUAUACAGUUUAAGUACACUGCACUUCAGUGCGGCCAUCUCCUGUAAACACUCCCAUUGAGAUAUCAUCUCCAGACACUAAUAUUUAUUAAUAUCUAGAUACUGCCAUUGAAUUUAAGCUAUUGUAUGUAAAUAUUUUACUUUAGGAGCAUGUUUUUCUGCACUGAGUGGAUUAUUAUGCGUAAAAAACAUACACAAUUGAAUAAUUUGUAACAUCUUGCAGACAAAUACACAUCUUAAAUCUUAAUUUCUAGCCCAAAGUAUAAGAAAGUUCUUCACUUUUGUUGACUGAGCAAUUGUUUCUCUUAAUUUUGUGUAAAACUGGAUCGAUUGAUCAUACUUUCUUUCGUUCAUCAUUCACUUACUGAUGUGGAGUAAACUUGUAAUUUUCACCUGAGACUCAUGUUUGCAUGAUUUUCAAAAAUAUAUAUUUAUAUCCACUGAGAAGGAUUUCGAUAAUUGAAAACCUUAAAAACAUGGGGCUAACAAUGUAAACAACCAUAAGCAAGCUAAGCUGAUAAUUUAGUCUUUUGUGGUUCUCAAAGUAGCUACUGAGUGUGUUAGUGCAAGACAAGCUGAGUUAUUAACUGUGAUAAGGACCAAGAAAGUAAACAGAGGCUAAGACCAAAGGAAUGUCCACACAAAGCUCACAGGGAUAGAUUAUCAACCAGGACUUCAAAAGGCAUGUGAAAUACACACACACACACUCACACACUUAAAAACACAGGUCUGUUUUCAGUGUGUCAAACUUACUGGUAACGUCUUUGUUUUUUCAACAAAGUUGCACGCAGUUUAGAUGGUGGAAAUAAAAUUGAAGAGAGUUUUUUAGAGGCGACAAAAGAAAACAAAAGGAUUCUGUAGGUGUCUCCUCUCUCAUGAAGACUGGACGCUGCAGGCUCAGAUCAGCUGCUGAGAACUCCUAUAUUUACUUUCAACAAGGUCUGUAAUCACAUGCUAUUUUAGUGCGUGGGGCUCGGUGAGGUUGUGACCCUUUAAACAGAAGCCAGUCACACCCGAGGUUAACUGCCCUCAAACUGUGGGAGAAUGGCACCAUAUUAACAAGUAAUAGCUUGUUAAGCUAAUCCCAGAGUCCAUUUGAAAGUGUUUAACUUUGUUUUCCUUCAACCCCUUCAGUCCCCCCUUUGGAGCAACACCUGGGUACAAGGUUAGCUCUGGGAAGAAAGCCAGGCAGGGCUGUAAUUGGACUAAUUCUCAGGGACAAUCCUAAGGUUACUCCAGCCUUUGCCCUUUCCCUGACAGUCUUCAUUGUUCUGCAUAAUGGGAUGAUGAUUGUCACAGAGAAGAAGAAAGAAUUCACAAUCAGCUCAUCUCUCCCGACAGUUCUCAGGGUUAAGAUCAGGAAUGACAACAUGCCCUCCACCUCUGUUCUUUGAAUUAUUAAUUAGGAGCUGCUCCUGAGUUUGAACUUUACUUCAACAAUAGACUCAAUUUCCCACAGAUUAUAUUCUAUAGGCAGAUUUAUGUGUAUGUACAGCACAAGAAAAGCCCUUUGUAUACCUCGAGUCAUUCCUCUCUGCUGGAGGUCCUGUAUUGUAUGGUGUCUCUCCUUAAAGGGAAAGCGUUAUAGUCAAAGUAAGGGAUGAGAUAUGACGGUUUUAAUUUAGAUUGUUUCUCUGUUUUAUCUGUAUGCAACUCAACCUGUCUUCAUUCUUUAAAUAUGAUUAUGAAUCUCAAUGCAUAGCAAAAAGCUUCUGUGAAGACUCAAAGCAAUCAAGUCUGAACAAAUCAAUAAGCUGCUGAAACUCAAAGCUAACCUGUCGACUAGCCAAGCAGGAUGGAUCUGACUGGGCACUUUAGCCCAGACAAUGCAAUAAUCCCACAUAUGAGAAAGCCUACAAAGUCACUAUAGGUAAAUUAUGCAAACACUUUGCUCUGAUCUUUCUCCUCCAAAUUCAAACAAAAAGACUGGAUAUAUCUGCUUAUACACAUACAGCUAUGAUUUUUUUAUAAGAUUCAUGGUAGGGAUGCACUUAUCCGCUUUUUUCACCUCCGAUACAGAUAGUUUAGUCUUGGGCGAUACCGAUCCAAUUCUGAUACAGAAAAGCCGCGCUGAAUUACCUUCUGUUGUAACCUGAAGUUUUACCACUGCCAGCAGGUAUUGCAAGUGGCCGUCGAGCUUGUAGGCUGAGGUAUUGUGAUAAAGUUCGAGACAGCAGACCCCUUUGCUCGCUCCAUUUUAAAAACAAUGUGGGCAUCAGCGUGUUUACUUGUGGAUGCCACUAGCAUAGCAUAGACUUAGACUGAAUAGAUCAGCCCCUAUGGAUUGGGCCCAUUGUCACAAUACCCGAUCUAGAAUUUUCUUCGGUAUGGGGACCGAUACCGAUAUAAAAUAUCAGAUCAGUGCAUCCCUAAUUCCUGGAGCCCCCAAUGCCCCCAAAGUUGCCUUCCCUUUGUUGGUUGAAGUCUCUCCAGUCAGACAAGGGGGUAGGCAGACAUCAAAAGCAUGCUGCCAAAGGCACAGAGUAAUGUCUAUUGCAUGCUGGUAGAUGAAGCAAUGAUGAUCUAUUUAAAUAAUUAUAUUCUUAACAUCUAAUCUAACUCUACCUGUAAACGCACAGAUGCACAAAUAUCCUUAUCAUUCUCAUCUCAAAAAAGUCUCCCCUUCUUCAUCCUGUUUUUUUGUCGAUCUCCAUCCACAACAUAUUAAAGUUAUUAGUGUGGGUGGAUAUUUUCCUCUGCUGCAUUCUCACAGUCAACUUACCCCAGUGUCUUGAGCAAAGUGUUUUACAGGGCUGACAGGAAAAAUCCAAGAUAAAGAUGAAAAUUUCAGCUGUUUGCAUUCAGACACACCUUACUCUAAAAUAAUUGCAUUUUGCGUGUGUGAACACAACUUACGCAGACUGCUAUGAUUGCUAAUGUGAUUGUUAAUCAUCAGGGAGAUGACGCUGACAUUCAGACUGUGAGUUUGUUUUUCUUACUGCCCAGAAACCCUCCCUCAGUUCAGCUAUGGAAUAAUGUCAUUAAUUAGCCAUACCAUCAGAGCACAUUAGGCUUUAUAUUAGCUCAUAUUACAUGCCUCAUUAGAGAUAGUAGACAUAAUGAGAUAUACUGUGUAUCACACAAACUUUUAAAGUCCAAUGGGGGUAAUAAAACUUAGUAUUCUGUUUUAUAGUUGUGCUGCUUUUGUGAUCAAUGUCUGCACAUGUUCUCACACCUUAUCAUUUGGCACACUGAUGAUGGACUACGUUAGGAAACACCUAAACAUUCAGUAUGUGUCUGUCCAAAGUCUGCUUGGAUCAGUCAUUUUUAAUAUUAUUUUUGCCUUUUUAUUUGCAUAACAGAUUCUGGAGUCGGGAGAAAUUUAGGCCUGAUAGUGUGGUAUUUGUCAUGCAGUAUGCAAGAGACCACAAGUCCCAAUCAAGGCCCCAAUCAGCAGCCUCUGAUUGGUCAAAUUAGAAUUCUAGCAUGUUGUAAAUUUGGGGUAGCUUACAGCAUACUCUUGCAUAGUGAAAGCAGGGCUACAAGCUAAUUCCCCAUCACUCCCAUGCUUCUUGUUUGUGCCUGUGCAAAAUGACAGGUAGCUUCUGAGAGCACCAUAGCAAUACGUGAUAUAGUGUGGAUGACUGAAAUUCACAAAUACUCCAAUCGGCCGUAGAUCAUGAUUACCUACUUAUCGCUGUAUUCUCAGACUUCAUCUUCCAUCUGUGGGAGUUACUAACAACUGUCCAGCUCCAUCCUAAAUAUAAGGACCCAGGUCUUAUUGACAGUCAGAUCAUACAGUGUCAGUGUGCACAUCAUUGUAAGUGUUGGCUGUGUGUUUUAAAUGAUUUAUAUGUAUGGUGUGAGUUGAUCUGUGCAAACACACAGAAGUGCAAAUGUUCUGUUUCCAAAGUUUGCGAGGAUAAGAGCAAAUAAAAAUGAGCAGUUUGAGGCUGUGAAAGAAAAGAAGUACGACACUUUCCGUGAAAGGACACAGCCAGGGAUGUGUUUGUUGUUGAAAAACAAGCAGAAAUCAGCAGCGACACUGGUUUGCUGUUUUUUCCACAAGAGCAAAUAAUCAUUUUGCACUGGCUGAAGUCCACUGUGCACAGUCUGAAGCACUCACUCACAGACUGCAUUAUCUAAUCCACAUCCUCUGUGUCCCUCUUGCUACCAGCUGUGCUUGUUUACUGCUUUCCCAGCAGAUAAUCAUCAUCAGUACAUGAGAGGAACAAGUUUGUCACAGCCUCAUACUGUCUCUGUCCUACAUGCAUUCCAGCCCAGAGCAGUUAUGGAUGAUGGGAUGCUUUUAUCUUUCGGUCACAUUGCUGCUCUUUCGUACAAACAGUACUUUUGUGGUAUGCAUUACACAUGCGACAUUGUACCUGUUGGCGAAAGUGUGCAGUCCAGAACCCCCUCCUCUUUUCCCAUUAUCUCCAUUAGAGAAUGUCAAGGCGCUGCAAAAUGUUUCCACAGAGUAAUGUGUGGUGGCUGUGGCACGCAAGCCUGCAGCAAUUAUUACAAUAGUUUGCUACUUUCUCCCGAGAGAUGCAACUGGGGGAUAAGAGGAGGGGGAGUGCAUCCCAGCAACCUCUGCUCUGCAGGAUGCAUGCUGUCAAAGUCUGAUUAUUCAGGAGAGAGAAACAGAAGGCGACAGCUCCUGUGCUAAAUAUAGUGUCCUUCCUGUCUGUUUCUUUCUCUUUUUAUCUCCCUCUCCUCCGCUGCCUUUACUCUACACUCACACCCUCUCUCUAUUUUCUCAGUGAUAAGAGGUUGGCAGUGUCAGGUGAGGCAGGAGAGCACCCAGUAUGCCGCCCACAGCUGGAGCGCGCUGUUUUAGCACACUCCAAAGGCAAAAGGGGUUAGGGGGGUCUCUGAAGUGCCUGGACUUUCCUUGAGUGAAGGCACAGAACAGUGAGGGAGGAGUGGGUGGACAUGUACAACAGAAAGGUUUGGAAUACUAGCUCAGCUUAAGUGCAGUGCUGGAUUAGAUCGCCGGCUUUACUGCGUCUCUGUCAGGCGGCUCUUUCUUCUGUCAUUUCAUAAACACUGUCUCUUCACCCUGACAUGAUAGAAAUGCAUCCAACAUACAAUUCCUUUUAAAUUAAUUGUCCCUAUAUUUUUAUUUUAAUCUUUGAUAAUUAUGUUAACUUUAUCAACUUUAUCAUAGACAAAAAAAAACAGUACAUUGUCAGUCGAGUCCAUUAUCACAUGCUAAGGCGGGACUCUGUUUCACUCCAUACUCCAUCACUGUGUAAACCUCUAAUGACUUGUGGUGGGAGUUUCGGAUAUGUAGAAAACAAAUUUCAUUUAUCAACUUCAGAUUAUGGCUGAGACUGUCAGCAUGUCUGCAGAUUUAUAGAUAGAUUAUGAAUGAAGUUACAACGCUAUGCUAUGUGUGUGUGGGUGCGCACGGUGACUCUCUUAAUGGUGAGACAGACUCAUUAAUCUUCAUGUGGUGAGAUAACUGCAGGUGUCUAAUGAGCUGAAAAAUAACUCUAUAACCCAGAUGGUAUUAAUCAGACCUUUUAUCAAAACUUCGCAUCGUCUUGGACACAGUUUUUUAAUCUUUAUUCUUAGCUUACAAACUGUAAAAUCCUGGCGGUAACUGUCGCUGAACAAGACAGCAUGUGAACACUCAUGCGGGCGAAAACACAUGUCAGCUGUAGCUCAAAGAUGGGGUAGUCAGGAAUCCGUUAAAGAAGCAUUUUUUUUUGUGGUGUAUAAAAAAAAAGCUUUUAAUAUCAGUCAAUAGCUAUUAGUUAUUGAUGACAUUUGGGAAUAUAACGAUAUCGCUAUGUUCUGUUAUGUCUGCGUAGUCAACAUUUUAAUUUUUUUGAGUGGCCUUCUCUUUCUGACUGUAAACAAAGUCAUUCUAAGCCUCCCCCAUCCUGAUUGGUUGUGAGGCGGACACUGCUCCUUAGUGCUGAUUGGUUACAAGGCAGACACUGCUCCUUGGUGUCAUUCAUGAGCCCAAACAAAGUUAGCGUGUUACAAUAUUGGACAGUAGAAACCAACCAGAAAGUACAGAAAACUGUCUGAAUCCUCCUUUGGCCACGACCGCCAACACAAGCAAAAAAAGGAUUUGUAAUUAUCUUAAGUAUUUACCUACAUUAUAUCUUAAUUAAAUUGGAACAAUACAAGUGAGUGCGAGUGACUAUUUGUGGGCGGGGCUUGGUGGAGCAGAGAGCGAGGGUAGAGGAGGAGCUGAGGGGAAAACUGGUUGGAGGGGUAGAGUUUACAUUCAAGAUUUGUCCCAAAAACUGGCACUUCCUCAGAUCCCUCCUACCCCACCUUUAAGUAGUUAGAAUGCAAGUAAAAAAUGUAGUUAAUUUUUUUCAUCCAUACAUCUGAUUCCACCUUUCUAUAAUCGUAGUCCAAAUGCAAUCACUCUUCAAGUCCAGGUUCAAGUCAUCAUUUAACUCGAGUCAAAUACUGGUUUGAGCCUUGGACUCACAUCUGAGCGUUGGACUUGAACCCAGGUCCUGGACUAGAGUCGAAUACAAGUUCUUGGCUUAAGUACUAUAAUUCUGAGGAAUAAAUAAAUAAAGGACUGUCGGAGCACUAGUUGGCCGACUGGUCUAAGCUCCCCAUGAUGACAGUCCCAGAAGCAGCAUUCACUGGUUUGACUCCUGACUGCUACCCUCAGCAUUCCUCACUCUCCACUCCCCACAUGUCUUGUCUCUCUACAGCUGUCCUAUCUAAUAAAAGUCAGCAAAGGAAUUAGGACUUUUACUUUGGGAAACCUGGAUGCUGAUGAAAGCCCAUAUCUCUUUGUAACCCGAGACCAUCCAUUUAAAAAGUUCCCUACCAGAGAUCUCACAUGUGUGUGCAUCAUGGUUUACUGCUCACUCUGGAUGCCUUUGCUGGAUAAAUAGCUCUUCCGGUCGCCUGUCUGCUGUGUAAAGAGGGGCAGCACUCAGCAGGGGUGAAAGACAGACACACACCGAUGAAAGCGUGCUUUUGUGUGCGAGUGUGUAGGUGAGUGUGUAAUCAGCACAUCCUGGUGUCUCUUUGGUCUUUGCUGCAGCCAAUUUUUCAGAUCGAAAUGUGGCAGGCAGGAUAAAAAUAGACAUCAGCCAGAGGGAAACAUCAGAUAAAUGUCAUGUUUGUCUCAUCUUUGAAGGCCUUGAUUGGCUUGAUUGAUGUACUUUGCACCGUUUUAAUUGAACUUAGAGGCACAUAACUCAGCAGGUUAUUGGAGGGGGUCUAUGAUCAUCCUUACCUUUUGCAGAGGAAGAGGAGGGUGAGUUAGGUGAGGAGGAUGGUCGUUGUUGUCGUCUGAGACGGGAUUGGAGAGGGAGAUUUAAAAUGUUUAUUACUGGAGGUGGUUUUCUUCAGAUUCAAAGUGACAGGGAGGAAUGGGAGAAAGUCUUUUAAAAUUUAUGUCAAACCCAUGUGGUUACAUCGCUUUUGUUUGUUUGUGUGUGUGUUUUGGGUGUUUGUGUGUUCAGAGCAGAGCCUCUGCAAAGCUCUAAAAAUGUGACACCGCUUUAGUUUGGUUGCCAUGGCAGCAUCUACCUGUCACUCCUCACAAACUCCUCAGCAGAGGAAAGGUGGGAUGUAAUCACAGCGCUGAGCUUAUUUCCCCUGAUGUCUGCUCUUUCUCUCUCUUCUGCUUGCAGGAAAAAAAAAAACCUGGAGUGAAGCUGCAUCAAGGCUUCAAGGUUUAGUUAAGACAAAUAAGCAAAUGAAUUAGCUUAAACAACAGAGUCUUAAAGAGGCUGCAGUGUGAUCUUGUAAAGUUGUCGGGAAGAGUAGGAGAGUUUAUUGAACAGUUUAGUGAAGGAUCGGUUGUUCUAUGUAGAUAUGUUCUCCAGAUGUUGCAAGGAAGUGGGAGAGGGGAGUCCUUGGAGGGGGUGGAGUGGGUUGGGGGGAUCCAGCCCUGACUGAAAUUAAGGAGACAGCAGGUCAAGGGCACCUCUCCACUUGUUUACCCAGACAGCUAUCAUUCAUUAUCAUUUGUCUGUCAGUGUCCAGAUCCUGUUACAGCUCUGCCGUGACCUCGAUCAUGUGGUUGCUGUUGUGAACACUUGGGGUGGGAAACGGCUCUGAACACACACUCUGUCAUGUUUUGGUGCAUAAGUGGACUGAUGGUGUGUUUGUUACAGUUACUUUGACACAUAGAUGGACCAGAUACAGCUUUAAAAAAUGACUUCUUUUGUUUCAGCUCAGCAGUGUAGAAUCUGUCUUCACUCUCUUUUUACGCAAUUUACAGUAUAUUUAUCAUGAUAUCAGAUUAUAGGGAACACACAAUUCCCUCAGUGCGUCUGCUUACACAUUGGGAACAUACGGUAAAAAUGCAAAGUUGUUGCAAAAACUCUUGAGUCCAAGUAACAUCUGUAAUAUCCGCAUGUAGCACGCCAAAAAGGAAGAGAAACUGUUGUUCUUAAAGUAUGAAUCAUUCAACUGAUUCAUCAAACACAAAAAAAUAUAUCUGGCACCAGCUUUUCUUCUGUCUGCCAAGUCUUUUGAAUGAACAAGGGAAACAUUUUCAAUCAAAUCUCUGGUUAAGUUUUCUGAUUCACUAUUUCCAGACUCAAUUCUGCUUACAUGAUUGAAAUAAAAAAAACUUUUUGACUGUUUGUUGGACAAAAUGAAAAGUUUGGAGAUGUGAAAUCUCUUUUUUGUGACACUACAAAGGAUACAUCAAGGAAACAGACUGGAUAAUUUUUCAUUUAGAUAAGCAUGUGGUAUGGUCUGACAUAUGUAUAUUCUUACUCCAAAGACUUUGUUUGAUUAUAUGACUGUAAAACCCUGAAUAUGAUUUGGAAUUUAUUAGAUACAGACUAUUUUGGGGGGUUUUCAGAGGGUAAAAAAAGUUUAAAAUGUCUUACUGUAUGAUGACUUAUUGGGCUCCCCAAGGUCCACAAUGUUUCUGUGCAACUAGUUGACAUCUGUUUUUGCUAUCCUGUCAUCCACUGGCAUAGUAGUUAAGCUCACCUUCACGUAAUUCUGAUAGUUGGUACAGAGUCAGCCCCACUGUCUGGGACCAGUUCAUCCUAUAGACUAACAUCACCCAUCUGCAUAAGUCAUUGUAGUUUAAAAUGGAUAAAACAGGCAUAAAAAAUAUAUAUAUUUUAGAUGGUAUGCCACUGUAUUCUCUGAAUGCACGAUUGCAACUUAUCAAAAGAUGCUGCUAAAAAAGUGUCAGCAUCAAACAAGUCUGUCUUAACCCUUUGAUGCGCAACAUGGGUCAAAAAAGACCCGGCUGAGUUUAAAUUUUAUACAUCUUCUCAAAAAAUUAAUUCCAUCAGUCGGUACUCAAGGAAUUCCUCAAUUAACUUGUUUUUGACGACCCUACAUCCUUAUGUUAAUUUUUAUUUUUUUACUUUAAGAAUAAAAACAGUUUUUGUAUCACUACCCCUCUAAUGCACAACAUGGGUCUAAAAUGACCCGUAUCCAUUUUCAAUGUUAUUUCAUGUAUGGCUGAGUGUUUCUAUGGUAUAUCUUUGACAUAAAUUAAUUUUAUCAUUCACUAUUCCAAGUAUGCAGUAAAGAUCUUGUUUUAGUUGAGCACAAAUAAUCAUUUUUAUUUUUCCUUUCUUACGUUAUGAGGAAGCACAGAUUUUGUAUUUCUACAUCAAGUUUACAUACAUGGGUCAGAAAUGACCCACAUACAGUGACUGUAGCAUUUAGCAUGAAAAGACCGUCUAAUACAUGUAAGUAUUGUUUUUCAAUUGUUCUGACAUUAUCUUAGAAAUUAUUGGGUGACAAUUGUGAAAUAUAAUUGUACAUAGAUUUGAUUUGAUUAGGUUUAGGUUACCUUGAGAGUGAGGACAUUACAUGUUGGAAAGUUACACAGUUACAGGUAAAACAGCUAGCGUUAUUUCAGCUAGCUAUAAUCAGACGCAUGUGUAUAUAACAAAAUGACAAAUAAACAUGUUGCUGAUACAAAAUACAAAAGUGUUUGGCCCAUAGACUGUAUAAAGAAUGGACAGAGUCUGCCUCCUCGCUGGGUGAAGCUGAGAACAGCACCCCCUGUUUACAGGCUGCAGUAUAGGUCAUAAAUCCCGCCUCCGCCAGCAAACCUUAUGGAGCUGUGGACAAACUUUAGAAAAUUAUUACACAGUACAUGAAUUUUUCUCCCCCCUGCUUGUGAUGUUGACAUGUAGUUAUUGAAAGACUGAUUUGUGCUCAAGUCCUCUUUUUUCUGUACAGCUCUGUUUUUAAAAGUUAUUAGGGGGUUCAUGUUUUCUAUGAUUGACACCUGCCAUAGACUGUAUAUAGAAUGGACGCCGUCUGCCUCCUCGCUGGGUGAAGCCACUCCAAGAACAGCACCCUCUGUUGAUGGGCUGCAGUAUAGGUCAUAAAUCCCGCCUCCGCCAGCAAAGAUUAUGGAGCUGUAGACAAACUUAAAAAUUUUAUUACACAGAACAUAAAUUUUUAUCCCUCCUGAUUGUGAUGUUGACAUGUAGUUACUGUCAGACUGGUUUGUGCCCAAGUCCUCUUUUUUUCUGUGAAGCUCCAUUUUUAAAAGUUAUUAGGGGUUCAUGUUUGUUAUGAUUGACACCUGAUACAGCCUAUGGGCGUUCAGGGAUUGCGUAGCUCUCCCGGGGGAUAUGCUGUUUGAGCCGAGUGUCAUCACAGCGACUCUCUUCAACUGUGCGGCCAAAUGCGCGCAUUGCUACUGCGCAGCGCUGGUUUCAGAAAUGAAGAAAAAUCCUGGAAAUAUCGAGAGCUAUUUGGUUUCAAAUCUGUAUACAGGCGGUAGGCGGAACGAAGUUGUCCAUAGUAUAUACAGUCUAUGGAUACAGCCUAUGGGCGUUCAGGGAUUGCGUAGCUCUCCCGGGGGAUACGCUGUUUGAGCCGAGCGUCAUCACAGCGACUCUCAGCGACUGCGCGGCCAAAUGCACGCAUCGCAACUGCGCAGCUCUGGUUUCAGAAAUGUAGAAAAGUCCCGGAAAUACCAAGAGCUUUUUGGCUCCAAAUCUGUAUACAGGCGGUAGGCGGAACCAAGUUGUCCAUGGUAUAUACAGUCUAUGGUUUGGCCCCACUCACUGCUAAUUUCAUUACUUGAAACAAAUUAUUAUUAUAGUGUUAGGUAAUUUAAUAUUAAAUCACACUUGGAUGAAUGGGUCGUUUUUGACCCAUGUGUGUAAACUUGAUGUAAUAAUAUAGAAACUAUAUUAUUUCAUGAAGUAUGAAUAGAAAAAUAGAAAUAAUGAUCAGUGGUGAUCAAAAACAAGAUAUUUAAAGAAUACUUGGAAUAUUCAAUCAGAAAAUAAACUUAUUUCAAAAGAUAGAACAAAGAAAAACUCAGCCAGCAUGAAAUACCAUUGGAAAUGAAUGCGGGUCUUUUUAGACCCAUGUUGCGCAUUAGAGGGGGUGUGGAUAUGUUGCGCAUCAAAGGGUUAAGGCUAAAACAUACAGGAUCCGUAUUGAGCACUUAACGUCAGCGCAGUGUAUCACACAGCGCUGAGGUGGCCAUUCUAAUCAAUGAAGUCUUACAUACAGGACACGAAUUAGCUCCGUUGCAGCUCAGUAUAAGAAGCAUAUCAAGCGUGGCACUACGCUUCCAAUGCGUUUCAAUCUACACAGAGAAUAUCGUUCUAGACAGGAAGUCAAGCACAAAAACACGUGCUUGUCAUCCGUUAUUUCAAAAUAAAACACCAUAUGCGGCCUCUCGACUGUGUAUUAGUUCAUGCAGAUGAGAAAUAUUUCCUGGUUAUGGAUUUAUCAGUAACACAGAAGAAUCCGAUGGUCAAUCCCUGAUCCAUGUGGACCCCAACAGGACUUGAAGGUAACAGCACAGUAUAAAGUAAUAUAGUUUACUUUAUUAAACACGAGUUAACCUGCAAAAACCGAAACUGUAAAUCUAAAUGAUCAGGAAAUAGACCACAGAAAGGCAAAACGACCUGUUGUGAGCAUGUUGUUUCCUCUGUACUGAGCCCAGCUGAUCGGGGCUGCACUACGCUGCUGCUACACUCCUAAUUCGAAUCCUGUAUGUAAUACCAAGGGCUGCUUUUGCUCUUGAGAUCACACAAUUUUCUGAUAAUAGAUGAGAUCGAAGUGGGGGUCUAACUUCCAACUGCGUACACGCUUACGGAGUUCUGUUAUGUCUGCAGCCAGGUACUCUUGGGAGUAGCUGCUGGAUAUGAUUUAAUGGAUGAAUUUGUAAAUAGUUUUUAGCUUGACAAGAGUAUGCAGUUAAUAAGCCAUUGUGUCAGAGUCUUAUUAGUGGUAACAGGUGUGUCUGAAAAAGAGAGAGUGAUGUUACAUUCCAGGAAACAGGCGACAGUCGAGUUAUAUCUGAUGAGAUGUUGUUUGUAGUAUGUGUCUGAAGGAAUUUUCUGCAGCCCCGUCACAGCAAUGUUAUCUGAACUCACCAUGACAGACUACAGACUUGCUCUGCUCCCCAUAGACACAGACGAACAUGUUGAACUGGAGGAGUUCCUCGAGGAGGGGAGGAGGCAGAGAAGACGACAGAGAGACAGAAAGACAGAGAGACUCAGAUAAGGAGGCCAAGAGUCGAAAAAAGGAGUGUCAGGAAGAUGGAGCGUGUGAGCAGGGGGGAAAUAUAAAGGGAGCGAUAGAGUAGACUCACACAAAGCUCUGAGCAUGCUAAUGGACUACAGGGCAUCAGUGUCAGGUUUGCUGUCUCAGCCAGAGCAGAGGUGGAUGGAUGGAGGGAUCUGAGAUUAAAAAGGAAAGGAGUGAGGGUUUACAAAAACACACUGCAGAAAAAUGAUGUGCUUGUAGCCUCACAAGAUGAUUCACCUCAGUUGGCGACUGUUUGAACUGCUCUUCUAUAGGCAAAUACCCUGCGUAAUCCCUUUAUUUUACAUGGAUGGAAACAGGAUGGACAACGCAUCUCCUGCUGUUCAAAAGUGAAACCAAAACAUGCAGGCACUGACAUAUGGUGACAUUUUGAAGACUGGGUCUGUGCAUUUAGGCUUGGCUUGUCAGUAUUGAUUUUUCACCCCCUCUGUUUACCAAAGCACACAUUUAACUCACCAAUUUAAUGACAAAGACUGCCUCAGGCAAACACAGUCCAUUAAAUGACUGGUUGACAUGUGGAGGGGCCAAAGUCCUUGAAACAGGGUUUGAUUUGAAUCCCAUUUCUCUCUCCUAGUUUUCAGCUCUAUCUACUGUCAAACACGAUAAGCCCAAAAAUUUAAAACUUAAACUUUAAAAAUAUUUUUUUUAUCUUGUGUCGACUUCAAUCUGAAAAAUAGACAAUUUGAAACAACUUUUUUUGACUCAUGCAUGCGAACGUCCAUAAAUAUUUAAUUCCUGACACUUUUUUUUAAACUCUUGUUCGAUUUUGGUGAUGAAACGCUUUUUCUUGAACCACAAAAGGAAAAAAAGACUAUUAGCAUAAAGAUUUGCUAUUUCUAUGCAGUGAUUUUUAAUGCCUAAACCUUUGCUAGAGAGUUGGUUUCAGAAGAGACACAGACAGACAGAAAUCACUUUCUCCACAGGGGGCGCCAAAAUCCACACAAAUUUUUAAUCAUGUAAAUAUCCACCCUCUUCCUGACAGGAAUCGAAACACGCUGCCAUUUUUGUCAGUUAUUUUGGGAGAUACCAUCUGCUUCAUAGCCUACCUUUUAUAUACAGUAACUACCUGUUUUUACUGACACUAAUUAGCAUUGCAAACAAAUUUCACUUGGACUGAGUUGUAAUUAAAUGCACAGAGAGGUCAGAGUCCCCCCCAGCAUCGUGAUUUUUCUGGUUGUACAAAAAAGCACAACAUGAAGUACCCCAUUCUCUCUGGACUUGAACAAAGGUUGCACAGUUUAUGGUUUUGCUUUGUUUAGCACCCAUUGGCCCUAACCCCUUCAAACAGAUUCAAUCUAUCUUUCUACUUUUGCACUUGGAACAGUCUCUCUCAGCUGAGUUAUACCUGCAGAUGGAUUCAUGUUCUAUUAAGUUAAAAGGCCAUUUUGUGUCAUGCAUGACAAACAUGAUUUCUUGGGAAUGAGAAAGGUUGCCGUAUGGAUCGUAUAGAGGGAAAUGUUGUAAGUAUUCUGGCACAGUGAACCCUUUUAACUGGAUCCAAAAAUGGGUCCUGAACCACAUAUCCAUUCAUCAAAAAGACUUGAUGUAAAGCCGUGCAGAAUUAUAUACUGUAUAUGUAUAUUUUUUUAUGUUGAGUGUUUACAUGAUCACAAAGCUUUGUCUGUGCCAGUUUGGCAGUUACCGCACAUGUUUCCUGUCAGAGAUGAAAGGUCAAAGUUGUUUUCAGGCAGAAUCUGGGCAACCUGAAACGCACAGCAUCCUGUAAUCUUUCAGGUGUGGAAGAUUCAGACUAAUAGUCCAUCAAGUGUCUUGGUGUAUACACUGUAUGUUGGAUGGAGAUCAAGUAUCUGUCUUUGUGAUUGUGGGAGAAAUUAGUCCUGUGGUUCAGCCUGACCGUGAUCCUGUGGGAGGCUGCAGUUGUGCUGUCUCACUAUUAAAUCUAAAAAAGCCGGAACAUUCCUCCUGCUCCUCUCAGAGCUAUAUUUCAUCUGCUGGCUUCAGUCCUUGCCGUCUUUCAUACGCGCUUCGUACUGUAUAGCCUCUCUGCAGGAUGCAUAAUUGGUGAAAACUGAGCCCGAGUCAGAUGCUAACAUCAUUACAAAGCCCACCUUCAAGGUUCGAGAUGUAAACGCUCAGUAAAUAGCAAAGCCCUUCUUGUCAGAUUGAUCUCGCUUCAAUCGGAUUUGUAUUCCCCAUGUUCCAUUAGCCACUGUGGCUUCAGGCUAGUAAUGCCUGAGUUUGAAGGUCAGACCUCAUGAGUGAGAUCCCCCUCUGUGUGGGCGAGAACCCCCCUGAACCCAUCUCAUCCUGGAAGAACAACACAGACGAGCUAAGCGGAGGAGGAAGGGGCCGAAUGUGGCGGAACAUGAGGCUUCCAGGCCUUGUUUUCUGGGUUCAUGCACUGAUGGGCUCCCUGAUAAUGUGCUGAUUGUGGAUGGGAGGAGACAGCCUCUCAUCCCUGAUCGCUGUAGCCAUUGCAUUGACACGCUGCCAAGUUUUUUUUUCCCCCGUCCAUGCUGGGCUCUGUUCACGCCUCUUUGCUUCCAUGCUUUGUUAGCUAGCCCUGUUCUCAGGAACCCUCUGUAGGUGUCCCUCAUGGUAUGUUGGCCAUGUUGUCCAUAGAAUCUGUGCCAUAUGUGUGUGUCUGUGCGACUGCAUACAUAUGUAUGAAUGAGAAACAGGAGUACGGGCCUCCUAUGUUGCUGUUGUUAUUGUUGUUGUUGGUGUCGACGCCUCACUCAUCCCCGUGAAUGGACUGCUCGGUCUCAAUAGAUGAGGGGCGUUUGUGUGGGUUGGUCCAUCAUUCAUUUACUUCAUUCAUGUCCCUGGGGGAGCAGAGGGGGGAGUGGCACACAACACUGGCAUGGCAUUAACGAUCCAGGGCAUCCCUUCCUUCUCCUGCUUCCUCGUUCUCUCUCUCUCUCUCUCUCUCUCCAUCUCUCAACAUUCUCCUCUCUCACAUUUUCCUCCUCUUGGUUCAAACGCAGAAACAGUCAUCAGUCAAAGCUUGGCUAUGAUCCUGCAGGCUUUCAUGUUCUGUAGGAUUUCAUGUUAGAUGAAUUGAUGGGCUCCUCUGUGCCAUGUGCUUCACCGCACUACAGUGAUGGAAGACCACAGACAGCCCCCUCGCAGUGCUCGUAGGAAGUGGUACCUCCUGGCACAAACACACAGAGACAAACUCUUUUCCACGGCUGACAGAUCGAGUUUUAAUGUGGUCGACUUAGAUGAGAAUCACACGGAGGAAACAAAAACUGUCUUCUGACAUUGGGAAGAUCUCCAAGUUAGAUGAUGCUUUGUUCGAGUGUAAUCGCAUUUGGGGAGAAUAAAACGCUUGGAAUUCAUUAGUCUAUGGCUUCUGAUUAUACCAAUGUCACUGGCGUAAAGGAUUGGUGCACAGCGUGAAAUUUACCUUUUCAUCACUGUGGCUGGAUUACACUGUCCUAUUAAACCAUGUCUGCAUGAUUAAUUAAUCACUACUUAUUGCUCGAUGCAUAAUGAGCAAAUUACACACUGCGGUGUUAAAUGGGACUGUUGUGUCCAAAACCUGUGUUGUAAGAAUAUCAUGCAAAGGGAUGCAUAGUCAAGUUUUACUGAUUACCAUAGCAUUAGCUCACCACAUUAGCAUUUUAUGAAUUGGACUCAUGCUGGCGUAGCAAGUGUUGAAAAAUGAAGCCAUUGCUGAAGUGCAAAUCUGCAGUUCCUCCAUUGUCCACAUGAGGCUGGCCCCUAAAGCCAAGGGAGUGCCAUAAACACCCAGGUUAAAGUCCAAUUUUGCAGAAAAUUCGGCAUUUUUAUAGAUUAUACGCCAUGUAAACCUUUGAUUAUUUAUUGCUCUAUUUAUUGCCAUAUCUUGACAGUAUAUUUUAUUGAACCUGCUACUGCACAACACUUUGUCUGACUUACUCACAUACACUGAAUGUGUUGCUCUCUGGCUGCUUUAGUAGUUGUAGGGCUGGGCGAUAUGGCCUCAAAUCAAUAUCACGAUAUAUUGAGCAGUUCACCUCGAUAACGAUAAAUGGACGAUAACUACUCCACGAAUUGCUCCCCCCCUCCCACAUUAACUUUGUCUACUUCAGCCACCGCUCCAGCCACUACAACUUUCCUGUCUUUCCCUCUUUAUUACUGACUGGAUGGGGUGGAGUCACGUCUCCGAUGUAGGACCGCGUCUUAAAGGGACAUUAGACCAUAGCCUCCCUACACACAUCCAAAACCAACUUUUAUUUAUUUAUUAUUUUGACACAGAAGAUAGUGACAUGGGCAAAAUUACAUCAGUUAUUGUCGUGAAUUUCCUCUAUCGGUAAAUUGUUGGUUUAUCGCCCAGCCCUAAGUAGUCAUGUCCUGUUUAUAAUUUUAUGCCUGCUCCAAACAAAAUUUCCUUUCCUGAAUAAUAGAUUUGAAACUUGAAUCGAGAAGAACAGUUUUGGUUUGAAAAGCUUGUUUUUUUUAGAUAAUAUCACUACUCUAUCAAUAAUUUAUGACCACUGUGAGGUAAAAAUCCCCAUUUCAUAUAAGACGUUUUAUAAAGCAAAAUUCAGAUUGAGUAACGAUGAGACAGAAGUUGUUUAAUGGUACUUUUUAACCUGCUAAUUUAGCAUCUUUAUAAUUCAUCUAGCUUUGUUUUAAAAUGGGCUAACAAGUCCCACUUUGCCCUGUGUGGAUCAUGUGAGCCCAGUUCUGGCAAGAGGUACAGUCUGUUUCUACCAAAUUGGAUCCAUUUCAAACAGUUGCAGCCUGUAAAGGUUACCUCAAGCUGAACAUCAUAAAUUUAUGAUAAACACCGAGACUAUUUUCAUCAUAAAUCCACAAAACGACAUAAACUAUUAAGGUAAGGCAGUAGCUGCAAAGAUAAGUGCGGGGUUUGCCUGCCAUUAGUGUCAUCAUCAGGCUUCUGUUUCCUAUCACAAGAAGAGCUGUCCUUGACACACUUACAGUCAUCAGGAGCAGGCAGUGAAAUUCAUCCUGGCCGAUUAAGUUGUAUUAAGAGUCUCGUCCCCUCCACUCUUUUAAUGCUGGGUCUGAUUGCGUGACGAUCAAAAGAAAAUGUCUCGGCUCUCCCAACUCUUUCUUGUGUGACUGUUUGAAAUGAUUCACUAGUUCUUCAGAUGAUCAUAACCAGACUGCUGGAAACUCUACAAGAGAAAAAAUAUGGCAGGCAGCAAAACAAAUAAACCCUAAGCAGGUAAAAGAAGUGUCUGCUGUUUAGAUCUGAUGAAUGAAAAACAGAUAACGAAGGUGGACGAAGAGAGAGAGAGAGUGGGGGCGUACACUUUUUCUAAUAAAAAAAAAAACUCUCUCGCCCGGUGUUGGACCAGCCUGUGUUUGGUUGCCUUAUCAGCACCGAGCGGAUGGCUUAGCACUGAUUUAUGAGCAGGUAUGACAGUGUAAGAUAAGAGGGUUUUUAGCCUCUAUGUGUCUCCUUCAACACCCCAUGUGUGGACAGAUGGAGGGACUGUCAUGCAGGUUGCCUCCGAACUGAUAAGAAUCUUCACUUCCUCUCAGACUCUCUCUAUCUGUCUGCUAAAUCAAAACAGGUCCUUCUACCUAAUUCAGAAAAGCCUGAGUGUCCCUCACCUGGAAGUUCGUAUAUAAGAUGUCAAGCUCCAGUACAAAUGUGAGCCCAAAGCCAAAGAGCAGCAAAUCAUUAAACUGCUAAUGAAAUACUAUCACCAUGGAUUUGGACGUGUUGCAUCAUGACUGUUUAACUUCUGGAAAGGUCAUUUCAGCAUUUCUUAUCUCACUGUCUGUGUGCAAACUAAAUCUCACCGAGCGCAACCGCCAACACUAACAUGCUGGAGAAUUUGCAGCCACUUCCUGAUUAGCUGUUGGCAUUUGGGUAAGAAAGCGUGUUAUUGAAUGGGGGUAAGGGUAAUUUGUCCAUUUCAUGCCCAGUGUGGUAUGGUUUUACAGCUUAAUGUGGAACAAAAGCCUCGAUGUUGACUGUAUAGGGCAGACGUCUCACCUUUUCAUAUCAAUUUAUGCAUCUUUUACUUUCUUUUCCCAACAACAAAAACCCUCCUGUUUUUCUCCAUUUGUCUGCAAAGUAUUAAAGUUGAACCGUACAGUUUAGAGCUCUAAAGAGCAACUUUGGGGUCUGGUGCAUAAUUUCUUUCACUAGUUUUGCAUGUUUCUGCAGCACACUGUCACUCAUUUCAUUUUACAUCCACCUGUGGGCUAAGAUUACAUGAUAGGGAGUUUUUUGAGCUGGUAUCAGUAACUGAUAAUAAGCUGCUCCUGUUGGCAGAUACUGAUAAGACUACCAGUAUUUUUCUUAUUUUGAAGUAUGUACUUUCUGCACACCUGAGGGUGAGAAAAGCUGGAUUUAGCAAGCAAAGGAGUAAAUGUUUUCUGUUCUGUGUUUAACAACUCUUGCAGAAAUCACGAUUGUUACCAUGAUAAAACAAAGAAUAUAUAUCAUUUAUAUUUGUGUAUUGUAUGUUAUUGUAUUCAAUGUUUUAAACUCCUGUAAGCAACUUAUGGUUUGUGUAGAUUUUGGUGAACAUCUUAGUUUUUGCUCAUCUUGACAUAAAAUCUUAUCAUGCUGACUCUUGAUAUUAAAGUUUAUUAUUUACUGCUAAUAUCUUAUGUGGAAAAUAGUUAAAAUAGGGCUGCAUCUUCAGCAGCUUGGCUGUCACCCAACCCUUCCCUUCUUGGGCAGCAACGAUUAGUCGAUGUCCACAAAAAUUGAUAAUGAAAGAAGUUGACAACAAAUUCCAUUGUCGGCUAUUGUUGUUAGAUGUGUUUUUCCCAGUGGAGUGAGGCAUCUUACUUCAUUACGAUCUCUGCCUAGAGUCACACAUGCGCAAUUGCGUCUCCGCCAAGCUGUAGGGUAUUCAAACAUGGCGGCGUUGGCGUCCCAUACAGCAGCUAAGAGUAUGCACCUAAAAACCUCCAAAGUUUGGGAGCGUUUUGGUCUAGAUUAGGCGACAAAAAACUCAACCUCAACCUUUGCAACCACAUGUUGAAUUUAAGAAAGAUUCAUAAUUAUCAGAUUAGUCGAAUAAUCAUUUCAAUAGUCAGUGACUAGUCGACUAUUAAAACAGUCGUACGUUGUAGCCCUAUUCCCAUCAGUUUCAGGCAUUAGAAAGUAGAAUAUUAAAAUGGUCAGUCUUGUCACAGAUGAUCCUGUUUACUCUUGGAUGUCAUGUAAAUGCAUCAGUAUGAAUUUCAAUCUAUUUCAUACAGCCGAAAAACGUCCACAUAUGAACUUUGAGUCUUUAUUUAGCCACUGAACCACUGACAAAAACAAUCCUUAGUGGACUAUACCAGAAGUUUAAUAUGUCUGUGGUAAAACUGGUACUGUUUUCAGUCAAACUGUAAAUAUACAUAUGUGUAGAAAUCACGUCAAAAAGGGCAGACAGGGAUAUGUCUGCAAAGCUGCUAUUCAGGAUACUGUCCCAGAUGUCAUAAGCUGGUGAAAUCCUUGGCCUUCUACUUCAAGUGAGUCAUCAAAUAUAAUUGUGUAAGUAUGCGCUUUAGUUUUUAGGUUCUCUCUGAAAAACUUUCUGGAGUUCUCAAAUGCCCGUUAAAUCAGAAGUGCAGCACUCGCCGCUUUGUUGGCCUGCAGCCACGAAUGUUGCUUUGUAUUUCUUCAACACGUCUUUGUCGCUAUAAAGACUUAACAUCAGACUUUUCAUGGACUUCAAAAACUUGUGUCCUCUCAGAAUACUUCUGACAUGUAUUUUGCAGGUUGUAAUUAUUGUAACCUCUCUUGAAACUGUAAAAAUAGACACAGUGGUUUUACUGUAAAACACUGCCACUUACUGUGUUGUAAGAUAGAGGCUUUUAAGUAAGUAAAUAAAAGCAUUUUUUUUAUUUUGAUAAACUGUAUUAUUGGUAAAAAUAAAUUAGUAAAUAUCCACAUUAUAUGGAAGUAUAAGAAAAUUUAUAAGGUUAAUGCAUCCCAAGAAAAAACCCAGAGAAGCUUCACUUUAGCUUAACUUCUCCUUAUUAGUAUGAAUCACAUACAAACCCUAACCUCCUUCUACUGCCCUUUAGCUGCCGCACUCUGGGCAGCGACCCUUAUAGUCACGGGUGAGAAAAAGGUCCUCGGGUCACGGGGUAGGAUGUCCUAUCUGUCCGUCAAACAUGAAAGCAGCCCAGCCAACAGGCACUGCUGCUUUAAGAGGGAGGGGUGAGUUUGUCAGUCAGCGUGGGGAGUAAAAAGGUGGUGGAUUACUCAGACAGACAGUAAUCUAUAGGUCUGUCAGCCUGUCACUCAGCCUGACCUUGGUGAGCUUUGCUUUAAUUGCAGGCCGGGAUGAAAAAGUGCGGUCCAGACAAUUCACAUGAUACAUUAAAGACGUAAUGGCUGCCAACAUGUUUCAUCUUGAGUGACGUUUUUUUGCUUCAGAGGCACAUUUUUUAACCUAUUGGAAUGUAAAUGGUUGUUGCAGUCUGUAAUUAUUUUCUGUGAAGUCCUAAAACUUUUAAGCAAUGCAGUCCAUUCACGCCGGGAGAGAUCCUCGUGUGCAACAUUCCUCUGGUCUCAAACUGAAUUUAGUGCUUGAACUUAAUUUGUUGAAAAGCUUAAAGCUCCUGUAAGGAACUUUUGGGUUAUUUUGCUUUUGGCAGCCCCUCUGGACUGAGUGUAAGUCUUUGCUUCUCUUUCUUUGUACAUGUAAGUAGAUGUAAAAAAAAAUCUUGUCGUUCUCAGUUUUAGAUAUGCAUCUUAUCGUGAAUAUUUGGCAUGAAAAUCUUAAAAAAAAGAGGCAGUUUCAGAAGCGUACUACAAAUCACUUGUAAAAUACCACAGCCGAAGUGAUAAAUCUUAAGUCUGACUUUAGUGGGUCAUUAAGUAUUACUUUUAUUCUGUUUUCCUACCUGAUAAAAUCUAGAUAACUUCACUCUGGCUGCCAUAUGAGACUAUACAUUACAUCCACGCCUCACCUGUUUGCUUUUCUAUGUCAUGUACGCCUCCCUUCACACCUCUGAUACGCUCAACUAUCACCUUGUCAAACUAUCCUCUUCACAGAUAACCGUGACAUGCGAACAAGACGAGGAAGCGCAAGAUGAUAGAGAUACAAAUGAAGAAAAAAACAUUGGAAAUAUUAUUUAGCAUCUUUCAAAAGCCCUGAAAACCACAUAUUCUUUCUUUUUUGCAGUCAGUACAGUUUAAAAAAUGUUCCCAAAGCCAACCAUUUCCAUAACAAUGUUCUGUAACACUCCUUCUGUCUACAUUCCUUUCUGCCAUCUCUUCCCCCACUUAGAGCUCCAACUCCCUCUAUUCCCACCACCAUCAUCUCCUUCAUACAGCCACUCUUCCACUUUGAAAAAGAUGAAUGCCCUUGACUGACGGUCAUCAUCCCCCACUUUGUUUUUCUCCACUUCUCUACCAUUUAUGCCAAACAGACAGACAGACAGACAAGCAGCAAAUGGACAAGUUAACAUGGACACUCUGUCACUCACAGCAUCCAGUCGGCUUGUUCUCACCAGUAGGUCUCUCAGCUUCCUUUUCUUCCCGAAGCUUUCACCGAACCCUCCUACUGUGUUUUAUUCAGUUGCUGGAUCUGCUCUAAGGGCCAUAUUUGGCCCUUGCCAUGCUUGUAAAUGUACCGAAAUAAAAACGGCCACCAAGUCACAAAAAUGGUUGUGAUGAAAAGAAGCAGCGGGAAGCUCUCCUCUGGUACGAAUAUAAAUUCGCCUCUUCAUUCUGACAUGCUAGACUUUUCUACUUCUCAGGCCAGUAAGAGGAAUACUAGACUUUGUGCACACAAGAGACUAAAACAUAAAGAAGCUUGUUUAUCUAAGGAUUCAGUGAUAGAUGAUAGUUGGUGUGAGUGGAAUUGGCGUAGAAGAAAGUGCAAUAGCGACGAUUAACCUCUCAUGAGCGUUGUCCAAGCUCUUUACUCCAAGGCUAUGAGAAGAAAACAUAAUAUUGUUCCUGGGCAGCUCCCCAGUAAUAACAGCUCAGGAGUUACCUGUUAUAACAUGCCUGGGAAAAUCUAUGUUUUCUUGUUUGAGAAUAUACUCAAAAAUCAACAGACAGUGCUGCCGGUUAUUUAUUUUUCUAACCAAGCUUGUGGUUGGAGAGCUUAGGAGACUGUAAAGGCAGAGCUGGUGCUCUGAGUGUAAUUACCUUCUGAAUGAUCCGCCGAGGUCAAAGCCAUAUUGAUCUUGUGCGUCUCGAGCGCAGUGUCGGCCACUAAUGGAAUGGAUUACCAGAGGAAUGUGAUGUUUGAUCUACGAGGAAAGAUCUUCUCUUUCAGGAGUUUGUUUUGAAAAAUCCGGACUUUUUACACUCAUGGUGAUGUCAGUCAGCUUGGACCUGCAGUGACUGUGGACAAACCAGUUAUCGGUGUUUUAAUGGAUAUCUUUUUAGUGGAACAGCCGAGACGGUGUGUCACUGUGGAGAGAAACAAGACUGAGGGUCUUGAAACAAACUAGGAUUAACACUGAUGCCUCUAUAAGACCAGUCAACCAAACAAGACCUUAGGGGACAAAAUUGACGAGGUUACUGGAAUGAAACACUUUUUAAUGUGCAUAUGCUAUCGCUUUGUCCAAUGUGGGGCAACAAAAUUACCAUAUUUCCCGGACUAUAAGUCGUACUUUUUUCAUAGUUUCAUACUCAGGUGCAACUUAUAUAUAUAUUAAAAUGUAUAAUUUCACAUAUAGUCUGAUGACAGUCACGCAGAAGAGGAAGCGACGUUUCGUCCACCUCUGGAGUUGUCGGAGUUGUUCAGAAGUGACAUAGAGGAUGAAGAAUUCACUAGAUUUAGUGAUUUGGAGUGAGAUCGAGAGUUUGGUAAACUUGAUUUGUAAUGUUUUUUAUACUAUAGUUAUCUGAAUAACUAUUAAUAUGUUACGUUAGCAUACCAGACACCUAUUGAGUUCAUUGUUUCUGCUUCAUGUAGCUGAAUAACCAUCAACUUGUUACAUUAGCAUACCGUACACCUGUUCAGCCUGUUGUUCUCUAUUCUAUUGUUAUUAUUAUAACUUGCCUUUCAAGAUGAAAUGUUUGUUCUUGGUCUUGGAUUUUGUAAAAUAAAUUUCCCCCAAAAAAUGCAAUUUAUGCCGGUAUAUGUUUUUUCUUCUUCAUUAUGCAUUUUUUGGCUGGUGCGACUUAAACUCCGGAGCGACUUAUAGUCCUGAAAAUACGGUACACAGUUCAAAAGUCCCUCACAGAAGCUUUAAAUUAUUGCAUAAUCACCUGAAAAUAAAAAUAAUUUUGAUUUCGUUCAAUGAGAAUGAGACAUUCAUCCAAUUUACUCUGAAUUACUGUAUGAGUUUAAGACGGCUUAAUGGAUAUUGACAACAAUUGUGCAAGAGGAAAAAAUAACAGGUUGUGUAAGUUGUGCUAUUCUAAUUCAGGGACAAUUCAGGGACAAUGUGUGAAUAAACUUGCUUGGGAAUUUCCCCAGAAAGAACAGAAACCUAAAAGUAAAAAAAGUCAAAUAUUCUCCAUUAUUUGUUCGUCAACCUUGGGGAGUUAUGAAUCUUUUGUGUCGUCCUAUUGAAUAAUUGAUGAGAUGCUCUAAUCUUGGUUAAAGUGUUGGACCAGACAGCAGCCCUGUGUUGUCAGUCCUCACCAAACAUCUUGACUGGAUCGAAGGUUUACAGCCCCAAGAAUGAGAAAUGUUACAGUACACUGAAGGAGACAUUGUUGUUGAUUCAUUUCAGCUUGGAGGUAAUUUCGGCUGGUUUAAGGAGGACAUUGAUAUCUCAUGGUUAUGCAUGCCUAUCUCGAUCUUUGUAGCAAAACUCCUACUCCCUAUUAAUUGAACACAAAGCCUGUCAGACAGAUAAGCAGGUCCUCUCUGCAGGCAUGAACUUCAAAACCCCAUCUGAGGACCAUGCCGUGCAGCUAAACAACCACCCGCCUAAUUGUGGAGCAUUAUCCGGUUGUCCCCUGCCUGUCAUAUGGCAUUAGUGCACCAGACUCCACCCAGGACUUGCUCUGACACGUACCUGGUCGGGGGUGACCUUGCUUUUGUUCAACAGCAAUGUGGGGUCAAGUGGAUGUGUGCAGCAGCAGGGCGAGCGGUAUUAUGGCAGGCGUGCAGAGGCAGAUGGGCUUUUGGCACUCACCCAUUGGGGGAUUCAUAUCAUGAUAACUCCUCGGAGGAUGGUGGCCUCACAGCUCGACAAGAUUCCCCAGCUAGCCAUUUAGGGAGCACUGAGGUCGUGUUUAUGUGACCAAAUCAUUUCAUGCUCAAUAAACAAAGAACAUACAAGUUAUAUCCUGAUAAAUGUGCAGCAUUACACACAGAUACGAGUUCUCCCAACUCGAAAGAUAUAGGAGAGUGUUUGAGCUGCUUUUCCACUGAAGAGGUUCUCAAUCUCUGAUGUAAAAUAAGCAAUCCUGUUCAAAUAUGCUAUCUUGUUACAAGCUCUCAACUCCUGUGCCACUCUGCACAUCCCAGCCGAUGAAAUUUCAUUACUACAAAGUCAACUUUAGAGGAAUUUGAUCUCGGCUUGCUUAACAUUUGUAUUAGAGCGUAACCGUUCAAUCUCAUUUGGCACGUCUCAUAAUCGGACAUGUUUAAGUUUUUCUUCAUGCUUGACUUCAAUAUUUUUAUUAAGUGAAGCCCAAGCUUGAAAUUCAUAGAGAAACACAUCAUCGCUGCUUUCAUCACGCACACAUUUCCUCCAUCGCCUCCUCCCUUCUACCACCUGCAGUACGCUGGAUUAUAACGAAAAGAGCGAGCGUUAUCUCAAAGGUUUGGUAUGCAGACAGGGGCUAGUGCAUGCUGGCAGGAUCAGACAAGCUAAGGAAAAGGAAAGGUGUCAGAGGAAGCUAGGUGUUAGAUCAACACCGCAUUAAGCAGGCAUGGAGAGGAAGAUUUAAGAUAGACCGGGACGCAAUAUUUUUGGAGCGUCUUGCGCGAUAACAUCUCUGACAAAAAUCCAUACAAUGUUCUGGAUGAUGUGCAAGGCUGGUGGAAAUUCUCAAACAAUCUAAGGAGGCUGAUGCAGGAUAGGAAAGUGAUAAAUGAUGUUAAGAUGUUUGUUUCCUCAUCACUCCUCACUGAGAGAUUAUUCAGUAUUAUUUUUUUUAAUAUGGGAAGCGGCUUUUUGAUUAUCUGACUUUGGCCAUCGCCUUCUGUGAAAUCCUCACAGUAGAUGGUUGGUAGAGAUGACUAAAAGACUGAAAAUGUUUCGGUCUGUUGAAUAUAAGAGAGCUUUGGCUUCCAUUGCAGUUGCAUGUCAGUAUUGUUUUCAUUCUCGGUUGUGUUUGGAGGAUUGAACCCUUGCACAGAGAAGCACAAUUAAGUUUUGUUUUACUUAAGUCUCCUCAACUGUAUUCUCAUUGGGACCAUAAAAAUUCUCAUCGUUUCAUCUUUAUUUGUAUUGACAUGAUAUAAAACUUUGUUUGAACACGUUACAGAGCUCUGUUGAUUUUCAGUGAAUUAUAGGAACUGGGCUGCAGACUGAAGUCUGUUUUACUUUGAAAAACUGCCACAUUAGUAGCUCACAGAUUACUGUUAUGGAAGAUCUGCCUCUGAACUUUACUGCGUGAUCAUGAAAUCAUGGGUGAAACAUUGUCUGUGCAUUAAAAUAGGACAAUGUGACUUCAAAACUGUUAUUUGACAAACAAGUGAACAUCCAUACAAGGACCCUUUGUUGCACGAGCCGUAAGCGGUUUGUUAAAUCUAUUCAUCGGCGGUAAUGACAGGUGAAACACAAGCUGUUGUGCCAAUUGUAGCUGUCUCAGUGGACUCAUGUUUGUGUCCAUGAGAUCCCUUAAUGGUGUGCACUAUGAGUUGAUGGACGCUGGUAUUAUUGUUGGAUGUGGCAGGGGCGGAUUCAGGGAAGUGGCCAGGGUGGCCAGGGCCCCAUCUGAAGUCUGUUUGCCCACCUCAGGUGACACCCCAACUAAUUCGAAGUUAUUCAGGCUGUUUUCAUAACAUGUCAAUGUGGCGUCUUUAAAGUACCAUAUUUUGCGCACUAUAAGGUGCACCUGAUUAUAAGGCGCACCAUCAAUGAAUGCGUCUAUUCGCGUCUAUUUUCAUACAUAAGGCGCACCGGAUUAUAAAGCGCAUUAAGCCAAACAAAACAGUCAGAUAAGUCAAACUUUAUUGAACUCAUUCAAUAACUCUGCGAGGCUACAGUAGCUGCAGUGCUCCGACAAGCUAAAAGGAUUUUAAGUGCGCCUUAUAGUGCGAAAAAUACGGUAAAUACGAAUUUUUGAUAAAACAUUAUUACUCAGAGCCUUAACUGGGAUUAUUUGCUUCUAAAAGCAGACUUUUUGACUUAAACGAUUCUUAGAUUACUAUUUUCCUUUCUGGAGUUUAGUCAGACCAGAGUCCUGUUUCCCAUGACUGUUUUUGGGGCAUUUUCGGGUUGGACAGUCUGAUCAGCAUGUCCCGGAAAUGCAACAGCACCUCUACCACUCGGCCAAAAUCUAAAUGGGGACAUUUCCAUGGUCUCAAAAACGGCUCAUUUAAACGGCAUUGAGAUAACAACAGUUCUGUCCAAUCAUUGGUUACACUUGAUGCCAGAAGGAUUUAUCUCAACAGUUUAAUCCCACCCAGAACACACCACUGUGUGCAUCUCACUUUUUUAGAUGCACUCUGAAAGCCAACAGAGAUUUCUUCCUGCGUUUUAUUCUGAUUUUCUGACCCAAACAUGUGGCAAAAGUUCUACAUAUAGCAUUUUAAAGUGGAUAGUUGCUCUGUUUUCAUGAGAAUAUGGUUCUUUGUAUAAUGGUAGCUAUCGAGUAGCAAAUUCGUCCUUUUCAUUGCCACUUCCAUCUUGAUCUUUUCCAGAGUUGAACAUGACUUUUGAAAACUUCUCUCCUCACUCCUGUACUCUACCUUGGCCAGCAGCUAUGAUGUCUGUCAGUGUGUUUUUUAUGCGUCUGGGCACACAGUCAGAGAGUUCUGUCCUCCACCCAAGUCAUGAUUAGAAUACACAUUGUAGUGCCUCUGAGAGCAUUUUAUAAGUUGUGUUUCUGCAGCGGAGGCAAUCUCAGUGUCUCUGUUUUGGCUGUGCAGAAGCGCUCUGUCAGAGUUCGACUCAGAGUUUCCAUGGCUCUCUCCUGCCUGUUUUGAUAAAUUGAAGUUCUUCGGUUCUUUGUCAGGCUCCUCUCCCCUCGGGACUCCUCCCCCUCGUUCUCACUCCUCUACCACACCAUUUGCUGUUGUGGGUGAAAAAUGACCGCAGGGAAUAUGUUGGAUUCUCUGUGCGGGACUGGAGAGGGGAACCACCCAGAGAGGGUAGAGGUGGCUGUUGUCCCCAGUGGACUGUGAGUCAACACUUGCUGCUAAUGGUCUCUCCAAAUUUACCUCCUAAUUACCCCCCUCUUAUUGCCCCCAGCUAGCAACACACUGGCCAUGACCUUGAUAUUCAAAGGAGCGCGAGGCGAUCUUAAAAUUACCUUUUGCUCAGUUCUGGUUAAAAUCAGCUGGAAACGAACUGAUUUAUCAAAAAUCUUGGCUCAGGAAUUAUUCAAAUUUUAACGCCACCAAUUGAAUUGAGGAUUAAGUGAAAUCCAUAAGCAGGAAUGAACAGACUCUCUCGAGAAAGCAUUGUGCAUCUGUGUGUGUUCAGCUGACAGAGAGGGAGAGUAUUUGUUCUGAGUGUGGGGUCAGAGGUCAGCGAGGGAGAGGAGGAUUUUUCACUCAUUCACACUCGCCCUGUCUCAUUAUUCAGCCCUGUUCUAUAAUCCUUCUGGCCUGUGUUGUCACCGCUGACCAACGCCGCCGCCCGACCAGCUCUCUGCCAACGACAGCACAGCUACAACAACAAACACAGCUUCAUCAUCAUUACAGCAGCUCACAGCAUCUGCACGACCCCAAUCCUACACACACACACACACACUCACACACACACACGAACCCUUGUGCAUACAAUAGCCAACCACAAGCCCGCAGUCACCACUUAGAAUAGAGCAUUUUGUAAUUGAAGUAAAAACCCAACCAGUGUUUUUCCUGUUUUUCCAAAACCAAGAGAUUAGUGUUUGCAGAGGAUGAGAUUUAGAUUGAUUUCCUUAAAGUCAGGGCUUAGCAUGAACAAAGAUUUGUCAUUUGUCUUUGCAGUUCUGGUUUUAUUUUUCUGCCAAAUAUGAAAGUACACUUAAAGCGCCUCUGAGCUUUUGGUCAGAGUUCAUUUUGGACAGAGCAGUUUUUGCUUAUCUUGUCCUCUACAUGCUUGAAUUGCAGUUUUUGACAAAAAAAAUCUCAUCAUGCUGGCUUAUGGCAGUCAAACGUAUCAUGUGUUGUGAAUAUUUUAUAUAUAAAUUGCAGAUACAGGGCUGUUUCAACAUCUUCAAGGCUGACAACUACACCUCACAAAAGUUUUAGGAAAAAAAAUGGAAUAAAAAAACAUUUCAUUGUGUCACUGAUCGUCUUAUUUGCUUUUGGAUGUCAUAAAAAGUCAUAAUUAUGAAAUCCUUUUUCUAUAAAGUACAAAAACUUCUCAUAGGAGCUUUAAAAGUAAAAAUUCAUUUCAUUAUUUUUAAUUACUGCAGCUCCAACCAAAUUACUCUAGUGCAGACUUACAGCCUUGAAAAAGCUCCCAAUAUUUGGAAAUAUGUUAUUUAAUGCAGAUACUUAUUGCCAUUACCAAGUAGCCCCAGUAGGUGCUCACUCUCAGUCAGUGCUCUUGUCAUUUUCAGGAUUUUUGCAGUGUUGGCAGGCCAAAUGUGUCUUUGAGUGCCUAAAAACGCCAAAAGAUGCCCACCCUCUUCAUCCGGGUCUGUGAUAGUCUCAAAGUCAAAAGUCUUUACAAUCCAAUGUGUAUUUACUGAACAGUAUGCCAUUGUUUGCUGUCAAGGUGUGAUUUUGUCAUAAUGGGGCAUAAAAUUUCAAAAAAUAUGGCCAAAUCUGGGAUGAAAGAAACCCAUCUACAAUACACAUAAAGGGAGACAAAUUUUCAGACGUUCAUGUUUGGUCUGCCAUCACCGUUCGGAUGUGAGUUAUAAAACCACCCCACUCUCUUUUUCUUGUUCUACCAUCCCACCCAGUAUCAUCAUGACCACCCUGCUCUGUCCUGACCCUGCUCAGAGCAGGCACCCUGCAUGACCCCCGCACAGAUAAUCCUGAUUAUGCUGAAAGUGUGUAAGGAGGCCACGAUGGGCUUUCACCUCAGACCCCUCUUGUCCUUUGACCUUUCACCUGUGGCCCUACAGGCCUACCAAGGACAGCUGUAUGUGGCCAUGUGUGUUGAGGGAAAUCCAGUGUUGCAUUCAUAUGAGACGGGCUUUGGUGAUCAUGCUGCUCUGUUUUCUUGGGUCUAUGUAGCAACCAUGGGCACAAAUGACUAGACUUGUUGUAUAUUGUAGUAAUUUAAAAUCCUUAAUACGGUAAAAUAGAUGUAGGAGUUGAGCUAUGAAGGAUAUCACAAGUGUUGCACAAGCAAGUAUAUCAUGUACAUGAAUUUAUAUAUGUUGUAUCCCCUUCUUGGACUACAUAUACAGUCCAAUGUGAAUUUCAUGAAGACUGCAGGUCAAAGACAGUGAAUUAAAGAAACUACAUGACCUUUCCUAUCCUAUCCGUUGAACCACAGAUACCUUUUUAGUCCCUCGUGCUUUAAUUAACCUUUCCUGUCAUCCGAAACAUCAGAAAUAGAUUUGUUAUAAUCUCUCGUUUCCACUCAGCAAGUGAACUCGCUACUUAAAUCAAUCUUUCUCUGCUCUGAUUUGUGCUGCUGGAGACAGGUGUCUCUGAUUUGAUCUGAGGAUCAGAAGGCUCUGCUUCUAUCUUUACGUGCACACACACACACACUCACACUCAUACACACAAAGUGAUUCAGUGGCAGAAAAGCAUGAAGAGCAGUUGAGUGACAGUAUCCGGAAGCUCGGAGAUAAGACAUAAUCUGAAGCCAAUUAUUUGUCCUUGACAGGCGCAGGUAAGCAGCAAUCAGCUCCGGUUACAUGUGUCUGAGUCAAUAGUCCUCGCCCCCUGUGGGUGCUGAGAGACUGAUUAUGAGGUGGUGAACGUAGGCAAACACAAAUCCACGACAGGUUCAGCUGAUAAGGCCUCCCGCUGCUGUUCAGCUCUGAUAUCUGCAAUGACCUCUCUGUCCUGAGCAUAAACAACUGAAGACACAGUCACCUCAGACGCUCAGUACACACUUGAGAUUUGCAAGAGACAUAGUCGCACUAUAAAACCUUGACUUUACUUUUAAAGCUCCUGUGUGUAAUUUUCUUAUGUAUUGUGUUUGGUGCCCCCUGUGCUCAAAGCUUGUGGUCAAAGUCAUGUUCUUGAACAAAUAUACCUCCAGCACUUUGUUUUGACAGUUAAAUUUAUCACUCUUUAUGAAUCUUUGCUAUGGAAAAUACAAACAGGGGCUCUUUCUGCAGCCAAACUGUAAAUCACUUUGCCUGACACCUGCCUCGCGGCUGCAGUCUUGUUCACUAAAUACCGUGUCACAGAUAAAAUUGAGCUUUACAGCGGCAGCCAUAUUUGCUUUUCCAGGUCAAACCGAGGCAUCAUUAAUAAUUUCAGGUCAUUUCAUAAACUUUAAAACACUCCUCACAGGAGCUUUAAAUGACACAAUCCUAAAACCUAAACACCCAAAAAGGUUUAUCACUGUCUGACUAACUAUGACUCAUAUGAUUACUGAAUGGGAGAAAAAAAAAAAAGAGUGUUUUUUUUUUCCUCCUGCUACCUUUAGGCGACUUCUUGGACGCUGUCAUGGGAAAGCUUGUGAUUGUAAUAAAGUGAUUUUGUGAGCAUGAUUAUUCACUUUUUGCCAAGACUUCAUGAAAAGAUGAAUUCACUUCUUUCAUGUUAAGUUUAGUUCUGGAGUCCAGAAGCUAUGAGCCCAGUUUAGUUUAAUAAGGGAGCAGGGAGGGCUACUUGUCUUAUUCCAGAGGCACACUUCAUCUUUAAUUUUUUUUUAUCUGUUUGUUUACUGUUGAAACAAAGACUAGACACAAAGUUAAUUGGCGAGUUUAAAAGUAAGUUUUCCUAAAUUCAGGAAAGAUGACUGUCCCUGUAUUUGAUUUAAGAAAUGUACAUUUAUUGAAAAGUCCAUACUCCUAUCUACAAAAGAGGAUUAGGGCCACAAGAAGAGAAAAAAACUAUUACAGGGGGGGAUAUAAUAAAGUCUAAAUGAAAAAAAUCAGAAUUUCGGGAUUAAAGUCGAAAUUUUGAGAUUACAAAAUCGAAAUUACAUGGAUAAAGUCAAAAUUUCAUCUUUAAUCUCGAAAUUUAAUUUUUUAAUCUCUAAAUUUCGACUUUAAUCUCCUUCCUGUAAUUAUUUCUUUUCUCUUCAUGUGGCCAUAAUUCUCUUUUGUACCAAUCUGACUGUCCAUAAGGCCAUAUAAACUAAAUAAAGUAGUUCUGGUUACUUUUGAGUAACACUAGAUUACUCUCUGGCUAAAUCAAGUGAGCACCACCUCCCCAAAGAAAAACAAAGUGCACCAUAAGUAUUAUAUUUUAGGAGCUAUGACAAUUAUCUGAGAGAAACUGUUAUAAGUAGAAAAUAGGGUGUUUGCAGGUGGUAAAUAAUCCUGGUUUGCUAAAAAAAAAGUCCCAUUACACUUAGAGAUUAAAUUAUGAAACAUGGGUGCUGUACGUUAAAGUGCACCAACCCACUUUACUCACUGCCUGUGCUGAAUGUACAGAGGAAUAUUGAUGUUUUAACCUAAAUCCUGACCUGAUAAAAGAAUUGUUUGAAUAUUAAACUAAGUCUUAAUAAUUUUAAUCUGGACCAUAUACUAUCAUGGGGAAAUGAAACCAGAUCUGGAGCAUGGAGGACUUGAAAUAAACCAAAAUCAUUAAUCACAAACCAAACCGACACAACCAUACAACCCUGUUCUUGCAUUUGCAGUGGUUUAACAACAUCACAAAAGUUUAUCAUUCUGGUUUGCUCUGUUAAGAAGAGGUCUGAUAUGUAAGCUUUGGAGGUCUGUCAUUGAUCAUUAGUCAUUUGAAUAAAAUCCACAAAGUCAUGCCUCACUGCAGACAAGCUGAAGCAAAGUGUGACCACACCUCUACUUUAUAAAAACCUGAGCAAGAGCAGAUCAGGGAACUCAGACAACAUGCCGGGGAUGCCUGGGCAGGUAUGUGGGAUUUUCUGCUGCCUGCUUCCUUUGACUCCCCCUUCUCUCUCACCCAAAACACACACAUAAACACAUACACAUUGAUGGGAAGUAGGGGGAGAUGUGUAAGGCUGAUAGUCACUUGAAAAGAAGUGGCAGCGGUGUCUGAAAGCUGCGUCUUUCGUCAUCCCCUUACAAAUACAAGACAGAGGUCCCUUAUGUCGCUUUGAGGAUGACCCUGGAGAACCACACAGGCUCUGCAUGAGGGCUCACAUACCUUCGCGACAGAAUAGGGCAGAGAGACCGCAGUGCAAAGAGAUCACAUCAACAGGUGGACAGGCCACUGGCUCAGUUUACCACCAGAUGUCUCGUACCAAUCAGUGCAACAGAUUGAGUUUUAUCUAACAAAAUGAUCCUCCAUGAACUGAGGAUGCAUUCACAAAAGAAAAGAUCAUUUUGUCCUCUCGGCCUGAGUCUCUGGUCGUGAUUAUCACAAAGACCUUGCUUGAGGACUGGCUGAUACACACCAGGUCUUGCGGUCUCUUUAGUCACACACUUGUACCCCACGAUUACUGAAAUCACCAGCUGGUUGUAAAUUGAAGCAUUUGAGAAAAUGUCAAGGCUCCUAUCUGUGUUUUUCUUUGUAACUGUUUUCUUGGCUUCAGAGGUGAGGGUAAUUUCAGCUGAGCUGUAACACACAGGAAUGUCUCUGAUGAAUUUGUGCUGACAAUAGGGAGUGCGAAGGCUUUGAGGUGAACUGUUAUCAUACCUUACUCCUUAUCUCAGCACGCCACAGGCAUUAUGUCCACAUAAAUGUGUUUCAACUCGCAAAGAGGUAAUAUUCCUCCUGAGUGAAAGAUCGGCUCUUCAUUUACACGUAGAAAACGGCAAAAUGAAGAGAGUUUGACUUUGAUGGUCUUUCUUUUUUAUCUAAAGUGACAUUCAGUCUUUUAGAAGUUUUAAAUGUGCUCUGGAAGGAGUCCCGUCAUCCAUCAAUGUAAAGUAAUUCUCGUAAAUGACAAGCGAUCCUUGUAAAUUCAUAAUUCCAUCCAUUAUGUCUCAUAAAUUAUGAUCUCCUACAAUGCGCUUAUGUGUUCUUUAAGUGCAGGGUUAUGAUGAGGCUAAGCAUUUAUACACAUGUAUCACCCCCUGACGGCCCCCAGGCCUGUCUUCUUAGAUUACAAGUACAAUACAAUUAGUGACUGCAGAUAUGCAGACCUCCAAGAGCAGUUUUCUUUCUCUUUCAAAUCACUUUCAACAAACGCAGCCAAACAUAUAUUUCAUUUCAAGUGUCAGGGGUCCCCCAAUGCUGCAAAAAUGAUGGAUUUUUAUAUGAUUGCUGAAUGAUUCAAGUUUCCAGAUAUCCACUUUUAGAGAUGAUUGAAUAUUAAAUUUGUACGCUUUUCUGCAAUGACUUUCUUCUUAAACCAGACGCUAACUGUUUUAUAAAAUUGUUUUAUAGUGUUUAUUUAACAUUAUUCAGAAACUUGUAUCCUGUUUUUUAAGCCCUGUUUUUUUGUUACACUUGCUUUGAGGGGGAAGUUUGAUCCACCCUCACUUCCUGCUGGCUAUUCAGGGGCAGAUUCAGACUUUUGUUUACCAAGGUUGCUCAGAUUGGGCACAGACACAUGUGGGGUGGCAUGUAGUGUUUCAUUGCAUAUACAUAAAUUUUUACCACUCAUGAUAUCAAUUUGGACCACUAAUAUUAAAAUAAAUCUCUUAUCCCAGCAACAUUUAAAUCUUAAUUCUUUGAAGACUCUGACGACACAAUUAAAAGUGCUGAGAACAAAGUGCAGCAUCAUAAUAUAAACAAAACCACCAGCAGCACAUUAGGUUCCAACAUGAGUCCUGUUUGACAAAACAAAAAGCUGGUCAAAGUUCUGGGGUUUGGGCGUAACCACAAGGGGGCCAGCAGUGGCUGCUCCAGUGACCACCCUAAAACUGUUUGGAUAUCCCGCCUCAUCAGAGACAGGAUUUAUGAUAGAAUCAACUAUUUAGGCUAUACAGGGACAGACUGUUUGAGGUUUUCCUUAAAUUUGAAUGUGUUACAUUUUCUUACUCUACUUUUACUCAUGACUUUGGGCAUAAAUCUUUGAGUGCCUGAAGAUUCAUUUAAGACUCAGUUUAUUGUAUUUAUCCUUUAAGUUUUCAAUACACUCAGGAUUAAAACAUUUUAAUGAUAAUAAAAAGGCGUUUAUGUUUUCAGCUACUUCGUUCAUAUUUUUCUUAACGUACAGUAGUUAAUUUAACUUAUUCUCUUUUUACUCUUUAUCCCUCAACAUCUUGUGUAUUUCAAGAUCUACAAAACCCGAAUUCCAGCACUUACUUGUAUUUUUUUAAUUAAUUAAUUAAUUUAUUUAUUAGUAUUUCUGUUAUAGUUCCAGGAUUUGUUAUUUAAGCACGGUAAUAGGAAUGUCCAGCAGUAGACGGGGUUUUGAAGGAAAGGAGGUGUUUGUGAUGUGUCUCAUUUGUAUAAUCUGUAUAAAAAUAAUAAAAAUAUUGUUGAAUUUAAAAAAAAAAAAAGGUGUUUGUGAUGAGACAGAAACAACACACUUCAUGCUACCACUUACCCCCGUUUGUUCAACCCAGACAAAAAGCACCCAGGGUGGCCACUGCUUAUUUUGAGGGGGUGGGCCAUGCUACCCCUGGAUCUGCAUUCGUGGUUUUUGACAUUCAUGUUAAUCUGUCAUUCUGGUCAUUCAGGGUAUUGUCAUCACAGAUUAAAUUGGGUCUGCUCUGCAGUGAUAGAUAUUGAUCUAUUGGUCCAAAUAACAGAGACGAGGAGAGGGGGAGCAAAAUCAUAGACAGUUUGACUCCUAAAGUCAGUCACUGUAAACGGAUAAUGUGUCAUGAUGAAUGUAAUUUGUGUCAUAGGAGGUUAUCUGUCUGUCUGCCUGUCUUGUCUGUAGAUCUGUAACCGCUGGCAUACUUGUGACAGCCAGUCACCACCUGCAGGCUUCCAUUCAGACAUGUCUGAGUGUGAAUCUGAGUGCAGGGGUGAUAAAUGUGGGAUGUCAGCUGGUGACGUCUGGUGUCCCUGAAGCUCCGGUAUCGCUGGGCUGCUGGGCCUGCAGGAGCGCGUGGUUGGCAAGAAGACAAGGAUAGAAAAAGAGUCGGGUUGUUUAUGGAGAAAGAAUGGAGAAAGUAAUGUUACUGUGUUCUGUUUUUAAAAGAGCAUGGAUGCUUAACAUAGGAGCUCAAGUGUGCCUAUAAUUCAUCAUCAUGACGCUGUCAACACCUGCUCUUGUCCCAGUUUGCUGUUCUUAUUCAUGUGCUCUGAUUGGAGGCUGAGGGGUAGGGUCAGAACAAAGAUGGCAAAGCCUCCAUGGUGAGGCCCUGCAACAUUUAAAACCAUACUCCGCUGUCAGAAAUUAUUAUAUAAUUGUAGUCUGAUAUGAGUGAUUUGAUGGUUGAUUACAAUCAGUGUUUACCACAAUUAAAACCUCAGAUUGUGGCUCAGUAGUAACACAAGAAAAUGACUUUGUGAUGUAAUAUAUCAGCAACUUAAUGCUGCUGCAUCAGCUUCUUAAGUUUAGAGGUUACAGCAGUCAGAUAGGACUAAAGCUACCAUUAGGAGUGUUUAUGUUUUUGACACUGACUAUCAUUCAUAUUGAUGCUUUUUUGUGACACUAAAAAACAAACAAGACCAUCAGGAGCAAGAUUGAUGAGUUGUAUAUCGUAAUUUUAAACACUGGAAACUGGUGCAAGAGGUAGCUGUAAACACGGACGUAAUUUGUGGGGGGGCAUGUCCUCUGUGUCCCUUUUUCAAAAGCCUGUUUUGGUCCUCUGCAGUUUUAACCAUCUGAAAACAAUGUUACUUUACGUUAUGGCAAACAGAUAGACGUCAGGCACUCUGACCAAACGGCCGCUCAAGCCGAAGACUGGUUUCCCUUGGUUUGGACUGCCCACAAGGUCCUUGAUUGGCUCUGCCGCAGGGCCGCUUUAUGUGUGUGAUUGGCUAUCACUGCUGUCAGUCAUUCCAUGCCCACUGGACUAGUGUUUUGCAAGUUGUUUCUAAGCGUCAGUCCGUGAACAUCGCUAUUUGUCGAUGUAUGUUUACAGGAGGGCGGCAUUAAUUUUCCCUCCUUAAUGUCACAUUCAUCAGAGGUUUCAUUUUCAUCCCUGUAUCAGGUUUGUACUUCAUCCACCUGCUGGCCGUAUUGCCUCUUCUGUUACUGUGUGUGCGAGAUGUGCUGUUUGCUAGGCUAUAUGUUUGAACAGUUUUCAAGUCACAUGUCAAAUUAAAAUUUCGUCCAUGGCUGUCAGCCAAGCAGCAGAAAAAAAGCCCUGUUUUUACCAUUUUCACAUAAAAGAUUCACAGUGAACGGUAUAUUUGACCAUCUUAAGUCAUCAGGAUGAGAUUAUUUGUCAAAGACACAGCUGAAGGUUAUACAGGGUAAAAUAUAGAAACACUGCUUUGUCCACAUGGGGUGCCUAAUUUGACCUAAACUGAUAAUUUCAUACAGGAGCUUUAACAAACAUUAAUAUUGCAUGCACAUUAUGGUUUUACUGCAAAAAAAUGAAUUUUGCACGAAAACGACAGACUGUCAAUGACAGAGACAGCCACUGAAAAUGGUAACUACUGAGUUAGAAUACACUGAUGAGGCUUUGCUGCAAAAGAGGGUUCAGUGAGGUUUCAUGUCAGAUCUUAUGGAUUGUAAAAUUAUUUUAAAACUCAUGUCCAGCACAGGGUUUUAGUUUGAUUUAAAGGGUUGAUUGCACAAAAUAUGCAUGGAGGUUAUUGUCUGUAAAGCAGGUUUCCUAGAUGUGAUUUCAACCCUCGGUUUAUUGCCACAUGUUGUUCACCACUCUCUCUCCCUAGUCUCCAAAUCUUUCCACUUUUAAAUGUCUUUAUAUAGUCAAAAUUAACUUUAAAAUGUUAUUUCAUAUAUUUUAAAGAUUAUACUAUAAGAUUAUUUGUGAUUAUGUGUGAGGUUUGGAUAAUUAUCGAUAUUAAGUCCUCAGUUUUGUAAAAAAUCAUCUCCACAGUUUUAGCAACACCAUUCGGUUCCAUUGAAAAUCCACAAACAUGCCGGCGUACCAUGAUUCCACGAGGCCGGGGACUGGUUUCAGAGCAUAUGCAUUCAAAAGAAAAUUCUGAGAAUUACAUGGGUGACAGCCAUGUCUUCUCCUAUUUACUACCUCAUCCAGCCCACUGCAUGCAUUAUGCUGCAGCGUGACAGCAGCAUUUCACAGUUCCUGAGGGAGCUCAGCCCGCCAGCAGCUGAGAAGCUUUCUGGAAGAGGAUUCAUGUCAGUAUUUUUAAGAUGUCUUGUGCAGGUGGAGAACAUCUUUUAAGCAAAAAGACAUUCUGCUUCCUCCUUGUGAAGAAAAGCCAUUAAAGGGAGUCUUCUCCAUCUUCAUUGGGUCUCAGACUUGGCUGAGGAGAACAGUGGAGGCGUUUGUCUGGUCCCACUGAAGUGGAACAUGAACAGGUCCUCUAUCUGGUCCUCUAGUUUUCUCUGCAAAUGGAAAAGCACAAGUGCAGGCUCAGCUUUCUCAAGCUCCACUUUCCCAAGCGUAGUUUGAAAGAAAGUAAUUCUAAGGGAGAGACGUCCUAUCAGAUUCUCUAACAGCUUGGGAGGUAAUGAGAGGACCGGGAGAAAAAGCUGCUUUCCGUACACCAGAUCUCCACUUAUCUCCCCUCACGCCCUGAGUGUAACUUAAACUCACACACACACACGUAAUAUGUACACACACAGACACACACACAGUGCAGUGAUUUGCCCAAAGCAGUAUGUGAGCCAUCGGAGGGAAGUUUUAUUUCAAAAUAGUUUAACGGAUAUACAGAGGGAAGGGUGUUGCUGUGUUGAAUGAUAUAAUGUGACAGUAAGCGUGGGAGUAUCUUCACCGCCGCAGUCAAAACUGAGAAUUCACAAAAACAGAUCAUCAGGAGGGCUGACCUCGUCUUCAGAGCUUGAUUUCAAUUCAUAAAGCAGAGAGAAAACCGCAGUCCUACAGGUGAAAAUGAGGCUCUAGAUACUUGUGUGAAUACGUGGAGUAAUCUGUAUUUACCAUUACCAUUCAGUUCUGACUUUUGGGGGAUUUUUUUGUUUUCCGUUUGGCCGUUCUCAAGCCGGAUCAUUUUAGCCUAUAUAAAACCUCAUAAUGGAUGUCAUAAUGAAGGAUCUAACAGCCUCAGUUGUGAAUUAAGCGUACCAUCCGCUUGUCAUUACUUGUCCAAGCUAGGGAUGCACUGAUCCGCUUUUUCACCUCUGAUACAGAUAUUUACGGUUUAGUAUCGUCCAAUACAGAAAAGCUGUGCUGAAUUACCUAACAAAUGCUCUGUCACAUUGUGUGGGAAAACACUGGGAUCAUUCUUUCAUGCAUCACACUUAACUUAAAAAAAUUUCUUUCUUAUUUUAAAGAAACAAAUAGAUAUAAAUGUACUGAAUUGCUUAUUUAUUAAAAAACGGUGCACCAACUCAACAAUCUUAAACCAAUACCUUCUCUAUCUUGGUUGAACGUAAACCAAAUUACAACUGUAACUGGGUUAGUCGGUGCAAUUAGAAAUAUAAAAUCCAAUGUAAAAUAAAAUAAAAUAAAUAUAAAACAAUGAAUGAGCUCAAAAUGAGAAAAAUAAGCAGUGCCUUCACUUGCUUCGUUGGUAGACAUUCAAAAUAAAGAGCAAUCAGCUCUUUACAACGGUUUAGUGCAAAUAGAAAUUUGCCCUUUUGCUCGCUCCAUUUUGAAAACAAUCUGGGCAACUGCUCAGUGUGUUUAUUUGUGGUGCAUGGCAUAGAGUUUGACUGAAUAGAUUGGCCCCCAUGCAUCGGGCCUCUUAUCCUGAUACCCGAUCUAGAAUUUUCUUCAGCAUCGGGACCGAUUCUGAUACCAAAUAUCAGAUCAGUGCAUCCCUAGUCCAAGCCUUCAAUGACCAAUACCUACCUGUCUUCAAGUUUAAACAAAUAUGAAUAUCAGUUUUACAGGCAAAGCUGAAGGACAGCCAUUCAUUUCUCCUCUCUUUGUCCCUCUGUAGAGUUAAAGUCCACCGGCACGGCUCACCACUUCUCCUUUCUCCUGAACUCCACCGACUAUCGGAUCCUUCGCAUGGACGAGGACCACGACCGCAUGUACGUCGGCAGCAAAGAUUACAUCCUCUCUCUGGAUCUGCACGACAUCAACAAGGAGCCGCUCAUUGUAAGAAGAGUCACAAACACUUCUCCUGGAUGAGCUCCUCACACGUUUGUAUCUAACCAGCUUCUUGAUCUCUUCCUGCCAGAUCCACUGGCCUGUUGCCCCCCAGAGGAAGACUGAAUGUGUGCUGUCGGGGAAAGACACUAAUGUGAGUAUUUAUGGCAGCAUUUUCAUUAUUCGAGAGGGUGCUUGGGUAACUUCUUCCACUGUUUUACCCCUAGCAUUGUUUGGGCUUAAAGAGUUUUCAGGAUGUGCUGAUUCUGGUGACCUCUUUUAACAAAAGCGGUGAUAUUUUUUCCAGGAUGACGACUGCAUUUCUCCUGAGUAUCAUCACACAGUCAUAAAUGUGGCUCUUGCCAAAGCACGUAUUUGUUGUGGAAGCAAACGAUAUCAAUCUUCUUUUUUACAGUAUUUUUCUUGGUUCAAGGCGGCUUUUAGCAGAAGGUAGAAUGAUGGGGUAAUGCAAUGAUUUAUAACUAGCCGGAACGAUUGAAUCCUACGCAACAAAACAAAAAUGUUCAACUCUGAUUUAUUCACGUUAGCUAUUUGGCAUACAGUUGUAAUAUUACCCAUAGUAACCUUUUUAUGAUGUGUGCAUGUGUGUCCAAUAAACUGUAUAUAGAAUGGAUGCCGUCUGCCUCCUCGCUAGGGGGAGGCCACUCCAAGAACAGCACCCUCUGUUGAUGGGCUGCAGUAUAGGUCAUAAAUCCCGCCUCCUCCAGCAAUCCCUAUGGAGCUGUGGACAAACUUUAGAAAUUUAUUACACAGAAUAGUAAUUUUUCUCCCCCCUGCUUGUGAUGUUGACAUGUAGUUACUGUAAGACUGGUUUGUGUUCAAGUCCUCUUUUUUCUGUACAGCUCCAUUUUUAAAAGUUAUUAGGGGGUUCAUGUUUUCUAUGAUUGACACUUGAUACAACCCAUGGGUGUACGAAAAUUGCGUAGCUCACCCAGGGGUUACGCCGUUUGAGCCGAGGGUCAUCACAGCGACUCUAGCGCCGAAUGCACACAAUGCUACUGCGCAAUGUCGGUUUCAGGAAAUGAAGAAAAAUCACGGAAAUACAGAGAGCUUUUACGGCUUCAAAUCUGUAUACUGGCUGAAGGCGGAACCGAGUUGUCUAUAGUAUACAGUCUAUGGUGUGUCCCAAUAAAUUAUCAAAUGAUAGAAACAGAGACACUCAGUACGUUUACAUGAGAAAAACGAAUUAUUGCCUCACUCCGAUUAAGAUCUGACAACUGAAGUGCAUGUUAACACCUUAGUACGACUCCAAUCGGAGUUUCAAACUCCGAUUAAAGUCGGGGAACUCUGAUUAAGACACCCAGAUAAUGCGAUCAGAAUUCGAUUUUCUCCACCAUGUAACCAGCGUAGUUGCAGUAUGAUAGGAAAAUGCAUGUGCGCGUGCGCCACGCCUCCGUAACCCCGGAACAAAAAAAACAGAGAAGAGGAGUCGUGUGCAUCUCAUCUGCAGAAAAAGUAGCGCGUACAUCAUGUAAGACAAAAACAAGGCUGUACGAUGCUCCAUCUUCUUGCUCGAAAAUGCCCAGCAGCAGCUGUAGACACUUCUGACAUCUGGCACGGACUUGCUGUUGUUGUUGGGUCAACCAGACACAUCACCGCUGAAAAGACCUAUAUCACCCCCUAGUUUUGGGGAGGAGGACAUGUUCACGUUAAUAAUUCAAUUUUCUCAGCUGCAUUUAUACUUGGACAAGGGUAUAAGUCAGAUUUGGCGAAAAAAAAAAAAUUUAUGAACUUAGUCCGAUUAAGCUGCGCGUGUAAUCGCACUGACUGUUAAUCACAUGCUAUAAAAAAUAUUGAAUUAUUUCAAAGCAGACUUUUUGUGUCUGAAAUAAGAGUUUAACAAACCAAAAAAACAUCUUCCUCUGUCGACCCCUGAAAUUCUUUAAUUUUUUGCAGAACUUAAAAUCAAACAGUCAGUGAUCAAUACCAAGCACUGCAAGGAAAAAUAAUAAGUAAUUCACCACUUUUUAAUAACAUCUUGUCCUCUGUGACCUGCUGCACAUUCAGAGAUUAGUUUAUUGGCAGCCAUCCUCGUGGGAAUCUCAGCGGUGUGGGUGUGUUUUUUGCUGUGUGUCUUAUUAGCAUCACUUUGGAUCUGAAUCUACCUCUUGGGUCCAUAUUCUUUCCAGUAUGCUUCUCGCUGUGAAGCCCUUAUUUACUGUCUCUGCAUCCCUGAUUGCUGAUUGCGUACAGCUGCUACCAAUUAAGCGGCAGCAGGAAGCUGGAACAUGCAAAACAUUCAGUCGUCGUUAGCGAGAGCUGAAAACAUAUUCAAUGCACAUACCCGACUCAUGUCAUUGAUAUUUCUGGUUUUUAGCAUAAUCUAAUUUUCUCUUUGCAUGAUUAUUAUCUUUUAUCCUUUGUUGUCUGGACUGACACUGAAAAUAAAUUAGUCACUGAAGCUGCAGGCCUGUCUGAAGUGUUAAUACGAUUCAGACAUUCAAACACAGCCACUGCCCGCCCACCAGGAAACUCAUCAUUGAAAUUCAUAUAAAAACCUUCUCUUUUGAUUUGGUUCACACAUGCUGACCCCCCUCCUCCUGAAACACACACACACAUACAUGCUCAUCUCUCCUGUGUAAGAGGUGAGGACAGGCAGGAGCGGUGAUGAGGAGUGGGCUAAUAACCCCGAUCUCCCCUGCUGGUAGAAAGCGCCGGUUGCUGUUUAUCCAACUGGAAUGUUCAUUUAUGUGUGUUUGGUGACCCGCACCUCCCACUGCCUCUGGCUACAUCGAAUUGGCCUCUGUAUCUUAGCGUGUGCAGGUAUAGUAGAGCAUGUAUGUGUGUGUUUGAGCCGGGUUUGAAAUUUCAUCACUAAAUAAGGAAUAAAAUUGGCUUUGGGACACCUUGGCGCGAUCUGAGACGCUCUUUUGGGAAUGACAGAUGAAGACAAUUCGAAAGCAAUUCAGAGGGGAUGUUGGUUCAGGCGGGAGGUCAGAGGCAAUCAUUCCCACUGUGCUCUCUGCGGGGGAACACAACUAUGUGCUGAAUAAUACACACAGGCUCACACACACACAAGCACAUCCUCUCAAACCUCUGACGUGUGUGUCUGUCACACCGUCUGAAUAUCUCAUCCCCUCAUCCAGCAUAUAAUCUUUUUUUUUUUUAUGCUUGGUACAUCCUUUCUUUUUUGCCAGCUGUCACCAGCAGCCAAACAAAUCUGAACAGAUAUCAUCAGACUGUACAUUUCGGUCGCUGGAGUUUUGAUUUGGUCGGAUUGAGAGCAGGAAGGCACACAGCUGGCCAGAGAGAGAGAAAAAAAUCAAGAUUAGAGAGCUGUAGACCUCGAAAGCAGAGAGACCUUUUAAUAGCAGAGCCUCUUUGUCUGCAAUAUCCUUGAAUUAAAAUCCUGAGUAAACCACAUUGUUUUGAGUGUUCAGAAAGUCCACAAACAGCAAGCAUGUCUUUGUGUCUUCCUCUUAAAAAACCCUAAUUGGAUUUUUAAAUCUUAUGUUUCUGAAAAACCUAAAUUUUCACUUAGCAGUCCUUUUUGGUCUAACCAGAAUGUUUUUCAGUUGUCAGAUCUGACAGAACAUUAAAUUGGUUUUACCCUCAAUCCCCGCAGACAAAACAUACUCCACCAUUCAGAGGCUCUGCUUUUCUUGGUUUCUGCCACACAGUUAUAUGGUGUUUGGAAACAUUUCUCUCUCUGACAGUGUGGUCUGAUGUGAAGCCAGGGCCAGACUGACACUCAGAGCCAGAGAGCAGAGCUGCCAAACACAAGGCAGCCAACAGUGGAGAUGAUAGAUGUGAUGGUUUGAAGCCAAGAAGAGGGGCUAUUAACCACCAGUGGGGUAUUUUGUGUUGUGUAACCUUCUCUGGUUUGAUUUCUGCUAUCAGAAGUUGCUUUUUAACUUGUGCCCUUAAUCUUGUUUGGUUUGUUUGAGUUCAGUUUCAUUUUUUAGUUUCACACACAUAAAAAUAAACAAGAAAUUAGAAAAACAUGAAUUUUGUCGUAGCAGUACCAAACUGCAACUUUUGUGCUGAAAAAUUUAGAGUGUGGAAAUGCAGAAGACUGCAGUCCCUCAAGUCCAUUUUAGCCCGACUUAAGGUCGUUAAACGCCGGGACUCGAUGCAAAUAUCUGAUGUGAAAUUACGAAAUUUUCGGAGGAGAAUUUUGACGUGUCUGACUAUUUUGCGACUUUCCGGGAGGGAAAAAAGUCACGUCUCGGAUGGAAGCGAGAAGACUGACACAACGCCAGACUGACUGUUUUUCAGUUCUGAUUAGACACUAGUGUUGAGAUGUCUGUCUGUCAUGAUCGCAUGUACUGAGUCGGGGCCAGUGCCAGAUAAGCACAUUAAACUAUAAUCCAUAAACGUAAGGUAACAACCAAGACCUAAUGGUGCUGUGAGAGCAACACAAUUGAGUUUGAGACAGUGAAAAUACAUAUGGUAUGUUGUAUCCGAACAGGUUAGCUUACGAGCUAAAGUUACUUAGCACAGAUGAAAGUGAAAACAAAGACGUUUAGCAAACUGUUAAAGCACACAAACCAUCGUCAUAUGAGAGAUCCGACGCUAUGACUCUCCACAAGUUGUCCUUCAGGUCGUUAUCUUUGUAAUAUUUGUGUCUUUUAUCAAAAAUCACUCUGUUCUCGAACACGUAAACAAUCAGCCAGUCGGCCAUGUUGGAUAUACCGGUGGAUCUGACGUCGCAACACGCAAUCUGAUUGGUCAGAAGUGGACACACAGUAUGCGAAACAUUACAAAAUUCGACCGUGAUACGAAAAAAUAAAUGCUGCAAUAUCGCAGGAUGGGAAAACAUCGCUGAUGUGAACGCUUGUAUUGACAGACUAAGGGUUAGAAAAAAUAUUGACGUCCGAAACAAUCACAUGAAAAAACGCUUCUGGUGAGAAAGGACCUUAAAAAAACUCUUCAGCAUCCAAUGUCAAAAUGCCCAUUUUUACAUGUUCCUUAAAGUGGACAUCUGCUUACAGAGAAUUUCUGUUUAUAUAGACGGGUUUCUGUGCAACGUCAUCGCAGGUAUGCGCACGCAGCCUUGGAGCAGAAAGCAGGACAUUUCUUAAUGGCACAUGCAAUUUUUUAAGUUUGCACAGGCAUCUAUCUAGGGUCUUAGUAGAUCAGGCCCUGAGAUUACAGAUUAAAUCUCGUAAGAUAAUGUUGAGCUACUGAUUAAAAACUGACUUUGAAAGUUUUCUUCUUAUAUUUUCUUUAAAUAAUCAACAGCUGCCAUUUUUCUCUCUCUCUCUUAGGGGGAGUGUGGAAACUUUAUCCGACUGAUUGAACCGUGGAACCGCACCCACCUGUAUGUCUGCGGAACCGGUGCAUACAACCCCAUCUGCACCUACGUGGACCGAGGACGCAGGUCACAGGUAACCAAAGACAACCCGGGGGUAACCACAGAGACAUUUUGACCUUUCUCUCCAAUCUUCUUUUUAAACCUAUCUGUCAAUCAAUCUCGGGUCAGCGAAUCUCCUUCUGCUCUUGCUCCUGUGUUUUAUUCGCUCUUCUUCUCUUCGAUUUUUUUCUCUGCCCCUUUACUUUCAUCAAUCGGUGCUGUUUCACGGUCUGGGAGACUCCAAAGACAUAUCUCAUGGCCAGCCGUUUCUAAAUCUCUAUUAUUAUUGCAGUUGAGGUACCUGACUACCACCACUUAGAGAUCUUUGAGGCACCAAUCUUCUCUGUUACCCCUGACAAAAUUACAUUGGCAUUUUAUCGAUAGCAAAUAUCUUUGCUCCCCCCUCCCCCCUUCACCUGUUUCCACACAGCGGGGUCUGUGGCCUGUCUUUUUCUCUGGCUGAGAGCCCCUGAAAGGCCAUCAUUACCUAUAGAGCCUCUCAUCCAUCAUCAGCCUUGUAGCUCUGCCCUCCCUACGUCCCUUCCUCCAUUCCUCCCUCCUUCCUUCCAUCUCUUCUCGCUCCUUCACGGCUCCGCAGAGCGGCAGCAGCUGCUCCGUAUAGUCAGCGCACACUCUCAUUCACCACUCCGCCUGUUUAGUCUCACUGUUUGAACGCAGGCUUCACAUUUCAAUGUAAAGGUCAGUUCGCCUCUUGUCAUUCGGCUUCUCCCUGAAGGAUUAAAUGUUAUGUGACUUCACACGGUAAAGAUUUUCUUUGGUGGCAGUAGAUGUAAACAGAAACCAAUUGUUGAUGAGUUCUCAGCAGUGGUACUAUGAUACGAUUGUAGUAUUUUCACGUUUAAUGUGUCACUUCCUGCCUUUGGAUGCUGUUAAAAAACUUUUUUGUGUAGGGUUUUUGAGACAUAUUGAGUCCUGCAUCAAAAGUCUUCACUUAAAGGGAUAUUCCGUUGUAAAAUUAAGUUAUGGUCAAACACAUCGCAACACUAAAUUAGACACCCCGUCGAGGGAUGAAUGUUGCCCACCGCUUGCUUUUCUAGUUAUACCAACUUUAGUAACGACCCACUCUCUUCCAACAGCCGCUUGUUUGUACGGAGACCUCGGACCAGUCCAUCACCGAGUGUAGCGGAGUUUCGCAGCUCAAGGAAGAACAUUUAUGAUCAUUACUUUAUCAUUUCCUUGAAGUAUUAAUCACCAUAUUAAUCAUUUUGCGCUGCAGACGCUGUAGUUCUUCUGCCUUAGCGUCUCGGUCUGAUUGCAUUUCCAUGAAGAAAUGUUCUUCUUUGAGCUGUGUCACCCCACUGCAGUCGGUGAUCAACUCGUCCAAGGUCUCGCUACAAACAAGCGGCUGGUAGAAGAGAGUGGGUGAGUUGUGUUUAGUCUCUUUGCUAGAGAAAUCAGGCAAAGCUAAAAAGAUGUUUGGUGGCUAGUACGAUGGCUGGGACCCUUUAUGUACUGUUGAUGAAGUUAGUUGCUGUUCUGAGCAUUAUGUGUGGCUAAAAAUUGGCUUUUUGGUUGAGUGUGUGGCUCCAGAGACCGCUGUGUAUUGCUAUCGUGCGGUCAUUACUAAAGUUGGUAUAACUAAAGAAGCAAACGUUCAUCUCUCGACAGGUUGACUAACUCAGUGUUCCAGUAUGUUUGACCCUAAAUCAAUUUUAUGCCAGAAUAUCCCUUUAACUUUUUUUAUCAAGAUUUAAAAAAACAGUAGAUGGUAACAUUUUGGAGAUCGUUUCAGUGCUGUAUGUCAAAUGAAUUUUUUGACCCUCACUGUCAGUCAAUAGUUUCCAGUCUAUAUUCCUGUUUUGUUUUAUUGCUUCAUUUUUUCCACACCAACAAAGGCUCUGCAUCCUCAUUGUAUUAGCUUGUUUUCCCAGCAUGGUUAACGCAUGCAGCUGUGUUUGCAUGACACUGAGUCUAAUCCAACAUGGUUACUAAAAUGAUAAAUGUCACUCACCAGGCUCUCUUCACUCUACUUUGACCUUCACUUCGACAUUUUUACUUCUUUUCCAGAUUUGUUCUCUCUGUUGAGUCAACUUUUUUUUUUCCAGCCCUUAUGUUUUCACUCUUCUGUUUCUAUCUUGGCCGCCUUCGAGUCAAGCCUAUUUUUCCUUCCGAGAAUUACAUAAUGAGAUGGCCCAAUGUGCCAUGUUUCUGUUCUAGGGGUCCCACUAUCUACAGGCACCCCAGUCUGGAGGGAGAACGAGUCGGGCAGCAGACUACAGCGCUCCAUCAGAGCCUUUGGAGGCAAAGGUGGGCUGGAGGACGUUUUGUACUUUGGUGUCCUCCUGGAGAACUUUUUUUACUCCCAGCUGUGGUUGAAGAAAUCGUACAAGAAAGAAAGAAAGAUACAGGCUCCCGAUAAACCUGGUGCAAGAAAAUAGCUUGAUGAAGAGCUAAAACUCCAAAUCUCUACUUUAGACAUAAAAACUGCCUUUUUAAUAUCCUUUUAUUUUUAAUAUCCUUUAUUUUUUUUAUGUAAUGAAAAAAGAAAAGGUUCAAAACACAUUUUUGUGACUUUUACUUCCUUUUUUUUUGUAACAGUCAGAAGUUUUGUGAGCUUUCAGUUUGUAAAAAUAAUAUAUAUUUACUACGAAAAAGGAUUAGGGCCACAUGGAGAGAAAAAAUGUAAUUACAGGAAGGAGAUUAAAGAUAAAGUUUUGAGAUUAAAAAAUCAAAAUUAUGUCAAUAAAGUUGAAAUUUUUUUGAUUACAAAAUGUUGUGAAUAAUGUCAAAAUUUGAGAUAAAAAAAGUGAAAUUUUGAGACUAAAAUCUAAAUUUCAACUUUAUUCAUGUAAUUUCGAUAUUUUUAAUCUCAAAAUUUCAAUUUAAAUGCCAAAAUUUUGAUGUUUUUUAUUUCACCUUUUUUAAAUUUCAACUUUUAUCUCGAAUUUUCGACUUUUAUUUUGAAGUGGAAAUUUAAAAAAUCUCCCUCCUGUAAUUAUUUUUUUCUCCUCUUGUGGCCUGAAUCCUCUUUCAUAAGUUACAGAUGGGAAAAACACUAAUAUUUUAGAUUUAAGUACAACACUCUUAGCAAAAUUUGGAGAGUUGUGAGUAUAAUAGUUGCAACCUUUGUGUUUGAUUUAUUUUUGAGUUUUCACAAAUGGUUUUCAUCGACACAGACAUUUGACGAUACUGUAUCUUCUUCCUCGAAAGAAAAAAACAUCUGAGAAAAAGUCAGAAAAGCAGCUUUGACAUUUUUCUGCUUCCCCUCACAUAUUUUCUACCUGUCAGGCAUCAUCAGCCAGCUUUGAAGUGCCCGACAAAACUCCAUGUAGACACAUACCGAGUGUUGACACAGAUGUUCAAGAUGUCCUCUUGCACUCUCGUGGAAUAAUGAAUUCUUGUUUGAGCCUCUAACAUCAGAAGCAUGCUGGAUGAGUUUUUGGAUUGCUCUCAGCAUUUUCCCUCUCACAGAUAACUGGCUUUGUGUUUUUGUUCCCCUCAGCAGAUCCAACAGUGCUGUGAAAAAGGGAGAGAGAGUCUGUUUAGGGUCACAGUUCGUCAUUGUUGCUAUGUCUCUACACUGAUCGCAUUAUUUAGUUUGAUGUUACCGCUUUUAACAUCUAAAUAUACUCAAAGUGCCUUUUACAGCACACGCUGCCUUAAAAGAAUAAUCUCUCCCUGGAUACAAAACAAAUCCUCAAACACUUUUGAUUUCUGUAAUCGCAUUUGAAAGUACAAAAUGAAAACUAAUUAUGACUUUUUUCCUAAAUCUUGACCACUACAGGAAUACAUAUUUCGACUUGAACCUGGAAAAGUGGAUUCUGGGAAAGGAAAAUGCCCUUAUGACCCCAAACUGAACAGUGUCUCCGCUUUAAUCAGUAAGUCAAUGUUGUUGUUUUUUCCCCCUCAUAUAACUUUUGCGAAGGUUUCACGACUUAUAAGAAGAGGAUGUCAUAUAUGAGCUGGUGGUUAUGCAAAGUAGGACUCUAACAGACUGAGACAAGACCAGGAUGCACAGCGAAGAAGUCACUAUCGUCUUAAAACUUGUGUUUUUGUCACAUUAUCAACAAGAAGGAGGAAAAUCAUAAACUUGUUAAAUGUGUUGGGCUUCUAUCCAUGGAUUAUUAAAAAUAAAGUGUGUGAUAUAGUUGUUACUGGCUGUACUCAUGUUGUUUAGUGUUUAACCACUUGCAAUCAAGUAUUGAACACAGUCAGGUACGUAGAAAGAAAGCUGGGUAAUUGGAGGGAAACAAAGAAGUUCUGCUAUUUUCUGUUUUAAACCUCCAAAAGUUUGUGUUUGAUAGGACAAAUCCAGUAAAUUUUAUGAAAGCAUUUUUGGUUUUCAACACUUUCUUCUGCUUACAGUUUAAGGAAAAAGAUAACCAAGCAUGUGACAUUAGCUGCUGCCAAGAUAAUGAUCUCAUUCGAUGAAGAGUGAAAGCUUCUAAAUUAGAUUUUUUUUAGAACAGCACAAAAAAUCUUUAUUUAAUCAUUUGUUUUGUCUUACCUCUACAUAUGACAAUUCUGCUGAUUUUCUCUCUGUCAUAUGUUGUAAAGUUGCUGCCAAAGACUUUUUGCCCUAAACUUUUCAGCCUUUGUCCGGUUAUGGUUUAAUCAACAUCUCAGUCGGAUGUGUGCGCUCUCAUCUCAGUGGGUGGUCCAUUGUUGCCGGUAGCUUACAGGUGGUCAGACAUGGUUGUGGAUCACUGACCUCCUGCCCCACAUUCAAGUGUGUGCACAUAGAGAGAGGAGGAGGAGAAAUGCUAUCUUCUGCUUCACAGUGUCAGCUCAUUUCUCGCUUAUCCAAGAAAACCUUUUUCUGCUUAGAAAAUCAGCCACAGGUUGACUUUAAACUAACCACAGGGCAGAGGAAAAACCACACAGGACAACAGAGGACAGAAGUUGGACUUUCCCUGGUUUUGGUGUUUGAAGAUGCUGACCCUCACUGCCAUCUUUAAAGCAAUUCUUACAUACUUUCCUGAUUUUUUUAAAGUUGGUGGGAGUUAAAAGAGGUCAUGCUCAUGAGUACUUUUAUAUGAUAUGAGCUUGAAGCUUAAUUACAUUGAGAUAUCAAGAGAAACAACAGGAAAGCUUGUUUUUUCUUCUGCCAAUCUUAAUGUUUAUAAGAUGUAAACAUUAACAGUGGGAGAAGAAAUCAAUACAGCAUAGUAUCACGAUAUUUUGUCUGGUGAUAUAUUGUAUCGUCUCAUUUACCGAGUACUGAUUUUUCAAAUUAAUUGUUAAUAUGAAGUCAAAUCUAUAAUAAUGGAAAAAUAAAAUCAACUGUUUGUCCAGUGAGGUUGGCAGAGGUGAGAACCUGACACACAAGGUUUGCAAGAUGUGCAACAUGAAAAUAAAAUAUUGUGUAAAGAAGACAAACAAUAAAGGAGAGACAAAUGCUAGAUCAGCUUAACAUUCAAUAAAAUUGUGUAAAUCCCAAUGUGUGGUUUUGCAGUACUCACUGUAUUGCAAAAUGUUAAAAAUCUCGAUAAUAUCGUAAUGUGGCUCAAGUAUCGUGAUAAUAUCGUAUCGUGGGGCCACUAGUGAUUCCCACCCUUAAUAUAAAAUCAGUGAGACUAGAUGACAUCUGCAGCAGCUGGAAAUGUGAGUGAAAAAAAGUCAAAAUGAGAUCCAAUCAAACUGCCAAUGAUCAAUUAACUCCGUCUUCUGGAGCGAUCAGCCUGCACAUAAUAAUCAGUAAUCAUUGUGAUGAAAUAACAUCACAAUGAUUAAUGAUUAUUCCUACUUUCAUACAUUAUAAAAUCACCCUUCAUUGUUACAAACUUAAUCUUGUUUAACUUGGAAUUAGUGAAAAUACUUAAAAAAUAUUGUACUAACAGACUCAUUAGGCAGGUGGUAGUUAAAACGCUUCCAUAUCGAGCUUUAAUUGACCUUUCACAGUCGUGUCUUGAUUAAAUAUUUUAAAACCAACCGUCCUUUACAAUCAAACUGUUUGGCCAAGAUUACAAUUACAAGAAAAUCGUAGGAUCAACAUUUUUAAGUAAAAGAUAACUAUCCCACGCCAAAAGAGCAGAUUGCUGUUGUUGUUAAAUGAAAUGAUAAUCAUCAGUCAUUAUAAAAACUCAAAACUGCAUACCACAGCUGCUGAAGAGCAUCAGUUUGAUUUAAUGAACUCUGAAGGAAUGAUUCACCGUUUUAAUGAGGACGUGGUAGACAAUGUGUUCACCGCGGUAACCUGGAGAGUUUGUCAUCCGUCGUGACUUCACCUCUGUAUCAACCUUCCUUUCCUUUCUCUUGUUGUGACUGACAGACGGAGAGCUGUACGCAGGAGUCUACAUCGAUUUCAUGGGAACAGACUCGGCUAUCUUCCGUACACUGGGGAAGCAGACAGCCAUGAGGACGGAUCAGUACAACUCCAGAUGGUUAAACGGUAAUUUCUCAAGUCACAGCUUGAACUGCAUCCAGCGCUCAUUCUUCGACUCAUCUCUUUCCAGAUCAGGAUAAUUUGUUCUUGAGCUCCUGAAGUGAAUGACUCUAAUGUCUCAUUUGUUACUUCAGUACCACCCUGUGCAGCUUUCACUCCUUCUAGGGAAAAGAUAGUCGAUCUUUACGGCCUGCUCUCUAGGACCACAUGACCAUUUCACUCAAGGCAUAAAAUACAUUACACUAAUUGUUGAUAGCACGCCUGUAGCGCCCGUGGGUUAGGUCAUCAGGGUAGCGGUGGAGGGAAAAUGUUAAAUGUCAAUAAUUACUCAGAGUUGCCUCUGCUUGCUAAUGAUCCAUGAUUUCCACAGUGUUAUAAAUGCCAGUUGGGGGGCGUUGGGUUCAUGUUGCCAAACCCUGCUCAGUGUUUCCCAGAUUUUCCUUUGACCCUGUUGCCCUGACAACAGUCCCAUGACAGUGGUACACCGAAUCAGGACACCUGAGUCCUGCUAAUCAGCCAUGUGGAAUCCCACAGAUAUUCCCCAUCCCCCCCUGUCACAUUGUCCCCUUACUCCUCUCCUAGUUUUGAUUUGUCCUCAUUUGGGACCCUGGUAGCAGUGGGGAGGGGCCCUCUGUGUGGCGUGUCCAGCAGUGACCCACUAAGUCAACCAGUGGGAGCGCGCUGUGAUGCCAUUUUGAGCGUUGUCACUAGGAAGAAUUAAAGGGGUGGGCAUAGGAAUUGGGUUAAAGUGCUGUUUUUUGGCUCCAGGCUAGUAUUGCACGUAGUUCAUUGUCACAGCUGUAAUCAUCCUGGAUAGAUUUCUGCCUCGUGCAUUCCCUCUCUUAGAGUUAGGAUAAUAUUUCUGGAUAAAAAUCAUAAACCAUAUCUCAGACCUGCAGGUGAUUAGUUUACUUUUUUAACUUUAUUUUUAUGAAUUCAUUCAGUUUUUAAAAAUACUUGUAAAGUGUGAAAUAAAGGAAAAGAACUAGAAAAGAACAGGAAAGGAAAGGCACAGAUGGAAAAAUAUACAUACAAAUAUAUAUUGUUACACAGGGAGAGAAGAAUCAUCGUAACAGUGCAUACGUUUCAAGAGGUAGGUCCAGGGUUUAGAGAUAUUUCAGUCAUUUUUCUUCCAUUUGUCCAUAGUUUGUCCUUCAUAUCAAACAGGACACGCGGCACAGUGGUGUAAUGGUUAGCACUGUUGCCUCACAGCAAAACGGUCCUGAGUUCAAAUCGAGGUCAGGGCGUUUCUGUGUGGAGUUUGCAUGUUCUCCCUGUGUCUGCGUGGGUUUACUCCAGUUUUCUCCCACAUCCCAAAAACAUGCAAGAGUGGGGUUAGGUUAAUUGGCCACUUUCAAAUUGCCCUGUAGGUGUGAGUGUGAGCAUGGAUGGUUGUUCGUCUCUAUGUGUCAGCCCUGCGAUGAACUGGUGACUUGUCCAGGGUGUCCCCUGCCUUCGCCUGAAGAUGCUGGGAUAGGCUCUAGCUCCCCUGCGACCCCUAACGGGAAUAAGCGGUAGAAAAUGGAUGGAUGGAUGGCUAGAUCAAACAGGACAGAUAUAUCCUCACUCUAGUGCCCAACAGUACCCAGAGAGCAUAUCAAAAAAGACAGUAGGGGGCACUGUACUCGAGCAUAAAAGAAACUAAGGGGAAAAAAAAUGAAACAGAGCACAUAAUGAGUUGUCAUUAACAGCGUCCUGGUGUGAUAAAAUGACAUCCUUUUAAGCUGUGAGGUCCAGUUAAACCUGCUUCCAAAUGUUAACUCUUCAGUAGAGCCCACUUUGUGUUUUUUUACAUUUGUUAGUCUGGAUCAGAUCUCGUUCUGUUUUCACUGCAAAAUGUUUGAAUGAUGCAAAGUAAAACCACACAAACCCAGCGGGAAAAAAGGCGAGAAAAACACAGAUUUUCUCAACACAGCUGAAGUGCUCUGGGCCUGCAGGGGGCGCCAAGUAGCAGGGAGCUAGUUUUACUAAGAUAAUAACCUACAAAGUAUAUUUUGUAUUUUUAUACGCUUUUGAGUUGUAUGGUUUUUUGACCAUUCAGCCUGUUCCUGCAGAGUAAAAUGUUUUAUAUGACCCUGGUCCCCGAUCUAACUCCUUUUAAGUCUGCGAAUUUGGUUGCAACAUGACCCACAACACCGCUAAUGCUCUCUCUGUCUCGUUUUCUUUUCAUACAGACCCCACAUUUGUCCACGCACACCUCAUCCCAGAUAGCGCCGAAAAGAAUGAUGACAAGCUCUACUUCUUCUUCCGUGAAAAAGCCUCCGAGAUGGGCCAGAGUCCCAUGACCCAGUCCAGGAUAGGGCGGAUCUGCCUGGUGAGUUAUCACACCAGUCAGCGAGCCUCACGUUGAUCAUCACGGCUGAAAGGUUUAUGCGUCUCCGUGGUGGUUAGUUAUAGCCUCGUAGUCUCUUAGAAGGUCAUUGAGGAAGUUUUUGGUGAUCCUCUGUAGUUGCUGAGUGAAACCAGUCACACUCACCAGUUACAAGUCAAGAAAUCAAAUCUUUUGUUUGUAUCGUGUGAUUUUGUGUUGCUUAAGGAAAUAAUUGACCACCAGAGUUUACUUUGGUCCAUAUCGGGCAACUUGAAAAAACAAUCAAACAAUUUGAUAUGAAACCAUCCUUUAUGGUUUCAAGGAUUAUGGAUAAUAAUCAUCAAUAGCCAUGCCAGUGACUCUUGUGGGUGUAGAUGUGUAUUAAAAUGCCUCCUUUAAUCCCACUGAACAUUUUUGGGUCUAAAAGAGGUAAAAAAGACAUUGAAAUGUAGCCUAGAUGACUGGUCUAAAAUCAGGGUACCGCAGGUUUAAAAAUGAAAGUUUUUUAGACGUCUAAAUUUAGACCAAGUUUAAACCAAGUCUAAAUCUGGGCUUUAUCUAUACUACACAGUAUAUUGCUCAACAGCUAUCAUAAUUAUUUUGGUGAAGUUUGGAGAUCAGUUAUGCAACUCACAGUUGCUUUUAGAAAUAAGUAGUAAUUGAAUAAUGGGUUAAAGUGCAACGUCUUAAUUCCAUCUAAAAAUAUAUAGAAUCUAGACGGUUGAAAUUAGGACUAAAAGAAAAACUAGACAUUUAAUAGCCGCCUAUUGCUCAGUGGGAUCAGCAUGCGAACAUGAUAGCAAUGACAGUGCUAAGGCCUAAGUCAAAUAUAUGUACAAUCUUAUCCAUGCUCAACUUUUACAUAAGUGAAUCAAGCUUCCCUUAUUUGCCUAAAUAUGAAAUGUUAAAGGGAUUUUCCGGCGUAGGUUUAAGUCACCAAGUUAGACACCCCCUCGAGAGAUUAAUUUUGCCAACUGCUUGCUUCUCUAGUUAUACCAACUUCAACAACAACCAUAUGAUAGCAAAACACAGUGGUCUACAUCUCAACGCGCAUACCGCAACCAAAAAGCCACUUGAAGCUACAAAUAAUGCUCAGAACAGCACCUAACUUCAUCAACAGUACAUAUAGGGUCCCAGCCACAGUACUAGCCAUCAAACAUCUUUUUAACUUUGCCUGAUUUCUUUAGCAAAGAGACUAACGCAACCCACCCACUCUCCUCUCGGAAUAUCCCUUUAAGGCCGAUAGUAAUGUCAUUUAGAUGAAAGAUGGUGAAAAAAAGUUGUUUUUAUGUAUUUAUUUAUUUAUUUUGACAGUUAAUCCUCAGGGAUUAUGAAUAUCCCCACCAAAUCUUACAUAACAUGUUUUUUCAGCAACAACUUCAAUGUGUUGCAACUCCAAAUUCAAUGUGGUGCUGAGGAACAAGUCAAAGAAUCACCUAAAUUAUCUUGACACAUUUUAAGGAACUUGCACAGUCCAUCUUAUAAUGAAUCUUAGUGACAAAACAUCAAAUAUAUGUCAAUGUUUCUGACUAAGUGAAAAGUUUGAUAUGCAUUUGGCAGUACAGCAACACCACACAUAUUCAACUUAUCUUCCAGGAAACUUAAAAAGUCUUUCACAACUUUCAUGACAGUUUAAUUUUAAGCUGUUCAAGAUGACAGGUUUUAGUUUCUGGGAAAGAUUUCUGUGCCCUUUUGGAGCCGGGUCUGUUUUUUCUCAGACCAUCCUCUGCAGCCAGUCCAGUCCAGUGAAUUAACGUGAUAUUUUAUUUAUUAUCUAUUUAACUCAACAUAAUUUGAAAAGCAGCUUAGUUUUAUGCAGCUUGUGUCAGAAUUGCACCCUAUAGGGUCAUGCCAUUGCUUUAUAACUGGAAAAAAAAAGGUCAGAUCAUUUUCAUGUUUCUGGAAGAACUUUAAACUUAAUUCUAUUUCACCAAAGACCUCGAACAUCUGACUUUUUUUCUCUCUUCCUUGAUUUCACAGUAGAUAAAGAUAGACACUAAAUGUCUUCCAGCUCUGCAAAUUUGGACUGUGUACAUUGAGUUAGGUUCCAGCCCAUGAAUCAUUUUCCCACAGCUUGAGUCCUUACCUCAGCAGUAGUCGUUGGCUGACCUCCUGUGCAGAUGGGCCAAGCUGAAGCACAGAGCUGAUCUUUAUUCACACUGGCGCAGUAACAACAGAGCCGAUGCAGUUAGUUUAGACAGUUGUUUCAAACAGCUGGUGGUCAGACGUUGGUCAGACGCUGAAGACAUGACGACUGUCUUUCUCCACACAGAACGAUGACGGUGGACACUGCUGUCUGGUCAACAAGUGGAGCACGUUUCUGAAAGCUCGGCUCAUCUGCUCGGUGCCAGGAGCUGACGGCAUCGAGACGCACUUUGAUGAACUGAGUGAGUUUGAAAUAUUACGUCUCCUUGAGCUUGUUGACCCUUUCAGAACACGUGUGGCGCUUUCUUUCAUCUCCGCACACCACCCAGGUGUAUCUUUUAUCCGCCACCUGUUGGUUAAUAAGCUUCUGGUAAGUGCUUGUAAUCGAGGGUAACUUCAAAGCCGAAUAUCUUCAAUACUCGAUGUUUUGCUUUUGCAGAUCAAAUAACCCAAUUCGGAAAAUAUUUAACACAUCUGCUCAGAGUUGGUGUGAAGCAUGCAGUGAAUAAAGGCGUGACCUGAGAGACAAAAUGGCAGCUGGAAAGUGCGAAUCCUUACAGAAGCCUUUAACUAAAAUCCUAAAAAGGGUCUGCAGAUGGUAGGCUUGUUGACAGAUUGAGCGCCAACAACUUUCUCAUUUUUCAGGGCUCUCAUCACAUUCUGCCCUCCCAUUGGCUUUGCAUAUUUUCACCAUUAUGUCACAGUUUAAAGACUCGAAACAUCUCCUCAGAUUUUGCAGCAGCUCACUCCCCCGUACACGAGGGCACAUGUGCAGCGUUUACAGCAGCACGUAUCUGCUUAUGUGAAGAAUCCCAGGGAGCUGCAGCUUUAGAUUAAGGUAUCACUGACUCAUACAUGUUAAGCCUGACACGCCUGCUUCUUUUGAACAUCAACAUGGCUCCGAGGAGUGCUAUAACAUCUGCAAAGGUAACACCCCGACUGCAAUACCGGGCGCACUCCGCUCUCAAGAAGCAUCACCAUGUUACAGCAGAGAAUCUGAACCAGAGAGAGAAAGCCGAACACACACACGCACACCGAGUAAUCAAAGUAAUGAGCAGCUGGGAUCAGUCCGACCCCCUGUGGAUCAUCCCGGCCUGUCCGUCACUCACAUGACUGACAGGAUUAAAGAGGGAUUUGUAGUAUCCUUGAAAUUCUAAUGACUGCUGGUAUGAGCAGCAAAUCUUUCACUACUUUCUGCUGGAUUUUAGAAAAAAAAAACUGUUACAUUACUGUGUAUGAAUCACUUAUUUCACCGACAGAAAGGUUUUGAAUUUGAUUUUAAUUUCCACAGAAAGCUUAAAAAACAAAUCUUGUGCCAUCUUUUUUUUCUCCAGAUAAAAGCUGACAGGAUAAAGUCAAACUAAUGUGGCAUUAAAAUCAAUGCUGCACAACACUGGGAGGAGAAUAGAAACAGACAAGACUGAAUACAAUAAAGACAGCCUUAGAUAUAAACUGUGUACGGCAAGAAUCCCUUUUAGCGCUGUACUUUCAUUUAAGCGUGAGUAAGAAAUAACUGCAAACUGAUGCACUUAAUUUACGUUUGAGGCUUUUAAUGUUGAACAAAUUUAAAAAGUGCAUUUGAGUUUAAGUGUAAAAAAUGAUGCAGACAUAGUUAAUUAUAAAUCAGUUUGAAAUCCAACUCCAUACUUUUUUUUUUUACAACUUAAAGUGUUCUCAGUAGUCUUAAGAUUGUCAUUAUGAAGUUUUUAGUUAAAAGUUAGUUAAAAUCGUGUUACCUAUUUCAUUUUCGAGAGCUUUUCUUCUGCAGAGCUCCAGUAGCUUAUUAGCAAUUCGCCUCUGAGUCGUGGGCGGAGACAGCGCUGCUCUGCACACUCCUUUUUACACUAGCUUGUAGCCUAACUUUGCCAGUGUAGUAAAAGUAGCAAAGAACAUAAGAGCUAUUCAGCUCUCAGACACUAUGACUUAAGCGGCAUGAUGAAAGCUAAUAUCAUAAUUAGUUUUUUUAAGAGCAUUGCAAUCUGCUAAAGCACAUGCUUGUUCUGCGAUCAUCCUCUCUAUUUCUCAGAGUCUGGCCUGCAUAGUGGGGCUCAGGGGGCGGAGCUUGGAAUUGUGACAUAGGAAAUCUCACUGUAUCUGAGCCUGCCGUUUGAGUCUGCUAGACGAUUCACAGCGAUUCAAAUGAAGAAAUACUUUUCUCAUGAUAUGUCCUGUAGCAUCAGAAUGUGACCCGAGAGGCUCAGUACAAUCAGCAGGCAAGACAACGACGUAUUGUUAAAAAUAUAUGAUCUUUAUUAAUCAUUUCGAAAUAGAAAAAAUAUAAAAUAUUUUAUUAAUUAUCAUUCAAAGUGGUGUUUCAUUACCCACAGUGCAGGGAAGAGUAACACAGUUUCCAUAAAAACGAGAGACGGAUCACACUGUACAUUCAACAGCUUGCCCUAACCAAAUAAACCCCUAUCAGUACACCGUAGCUGGGCUAAGCAUAUAGACAACAAGAAAAACAUGAUUUUCAUCGGAGUGGGUCUUGUAUUAAAAUGCAUGGACUUACUGCAACACCAUGAAUGACUGAAAUAUAUUUGCCCUUUAUGACACUUUAAAUAAUUCACUUGAAAAACUGCAUCAACCACAGCUAUAAGCCACAUGUAUGUAACAGCCUCUGCUCCUGUGAUGAGGCUUUACUAGAUGCAAAUGUGUAUUAUGCAUUAGCAGCACUCAGUGACAGAAGAGCGCUUCUCUCUCCGGCGUUGCGGCUCUCUUAGUGGUCUAGGUCAGUUGUAAUCUCACUGCAGACGAACACUCACAGUGAGGUCACUUUGAGUCCUGAGGUGCAGCGAACACCCCACAGCUCUGUGGUCGUCCUGCCCACAACCACAGACGGUCUGCUGGAAAUGUUUUCUGUCUCCAGUCCUGCUGGUCCCUGAUGGAGUCCAGCGGAGGUUUCAGAGUGGUUGUACGAGGACUCGGGGGAGAAAGUAGAGUACAUUCAGAUGGUGAGGCAGUCAGUGUUAACAGCAGAGUAGGCAUUUAGUGUUGAAAUAAAAGAGAGACAGAGAGAGGAAGUAUAUAAAGGCACGACUGAGAGGAAAAUGUCUGCCAGAUAAAAAUGAGAAUGGAUGUGCGGGCAAUAAAGUUUUAUUGCCUUUUCUGAGAUGUAAUUAUGGAGUGAAACAUUGUUUUUUCAUUGAGUUAUUUUUAUGUCCUUGUAGUCCACAAAUCCCCAAACAGCUUAACUGUACACACAGACCGAAAAAUCCUUUUUGUUGCAGGUUUUGUUUGUUUUUCAGUUUUCCCUCCACAUCCAUUUAAGCACUUACAAGAUGCUAACAACAAUUUCGCUGAGUGAAUCCCCCCCUCCUCUUCUUUUAGCAUUUCAUAAACACAUAAUUUGUCCCUUCGCCGUGUUUUCUAUCUACGCUCGCAGCAAUCAGAGAUGUUUUCCCGCUAAUGUGAUGCUGCGAGCGCCUCAAACGCUCUCUGAUCCGUCACAUCAGAAACAAAAGUUUCAGUGACGCAACUCGCUCCAGCUCUCUCCUGAUUUAUUUCUCUCCUCUCUUUCACUGCGCUCAGUUUGUUGCAAGGAGGCCUGUCAAACUGGCGUCUGAUGGGUUAUGAGUUUCUACUUUGUUUGCCAAAAGUUAAUUCUUGCUUUCGUGUUCAGCCAUUACCUGUUAUUUUCAUACCUUGGCGUGUAAGGAGACUUUUUCUUCCACUCACUGAAAUCAUUUGGAACGGGUGAUCAAAGCAGUGUUUGUUGAUUUUGCAGCUUUGCAGAGUCAGAGAUGUUUUCAGCACACAAGCUGUAUGGAUUUAAGCUCCCUCCCUUGUGUUUAUCAUGUGCAUGUGCGUAUUGCCAGGGGGUACAGGCAGAAAAAUCCUAUGUUAUUACAUUUUACCCUCCAUUCCACGUGUAUAAUUGUGGUUUGAAGUUAAUUUCUGUAUAUGCCGCUUCUGGUGUUAUCUCAGGUGAGAUUCGAAAGAUAAAUCGUAGCUUUCUCGUUGUUCGGUGCCAGAUAAUUGUCUUACUUCUACCGUCUUAAAUAACUAUGAGUUAUUUCAUGUCUCUGUCCGACCUUUAUUCUCAUCCAAAGACUUUAAAUGAUGGUUUUAUCUUCAUUUAUUCCUAUCUAUGGUCAUUUAAACAAGCACUUUGAACUUCUUCACUCCAUGACAUGAGCCUGUGAGCUCAGCUUGAGCUGCAGAGAUGUUUUCUCAACGUCUUGACUUGAAAUUUGUCUCGGUUUUCCACAGAAUUGUUUUUUCUUGCACUUAUCUCUCAUUAAGUCAUCUUAGAGGAUAUAGUGGGUUCACAACUGUCUUAGCUCUGCAGUCUUUGGAAGCAUAUGGCUCUUAUUAAAGUCAUGUUUCAGCAGAGAUCUCUGUUUCACUCAUAUUCCCUACUGAGACUCGGGGACAGCAGUUUGAGCAUCGGUAGAACUUGGAUUCAGGAUCUCGUCGAGGCUCUGGUAUCACAAUUCAUGAGAAACUCCAACUGAACUCGCCAUCCUCGGAGUCAAAGGUCCCGGUGUGUCACAAUUACAAAUAUUUUGGGGGGUAUCAGGUAGAAUCUGAGCUAAUAAAGCCUGAGGAUGAUUCAAUAUGAGACACAGACACUAACAUUUCAUCUGUGCAUCUGUCAAAACACUGCCACUCUGAGUUUUUGGUGGAAUAUAGUUAAAAAAUAAGACUUAGUUGAAUCAUUUUGAGUUACCUCACCAGGAAAACUAGUAUUUUAACUCCCUUUAAUGUAUUUUGACAGCUGUGGUUUCUUGCUGCUUUACAGAUGAGGAAUUAACGCACACGUUUGUAAAGCUUGUUGAAUAUAGUGGUCGGUAAGAGACCAAAGCAAAGACUCCAAAUGUGUUUGGCUUGAUAAUAAAGGGGCUCUUGUUUCAGAGGUUUAGAAGCUUAUUUUCUUUUUUAACUUUGCAGAUUGUUUUAAUGAAAUAGUCUUGAAGCAAAGAGAGAACAGUAAGAGGAAAUAUCAAGAAUAUUACAUAAAAUAUGGAAAUGUUUUUGAUGCACAACUUAGUUUUUCUUUUUUCUCACUUAUAACAGAAAAACUUUUUUAAUAACUUCGCCCUCCUUGUUUAGAGACCACUGAACUAGUUUACCAAUCGAUUCAUGCAUAACUAUCAGGUAUCUUACGAUGACAUAUUUAAUCAAUCAAAGCCUCUGUGAGGAACUUUUGGUUUGCCCCAAUUUUGGCGCCCCCUGUUGACAAAACAGACUAUCUUGACAUCUACAUAUUAAAGUUUAGUUUUCUGACAAAACCAUAUUUCUGACUUUUGAAAAUCCAUUGUAUCAUUAAUUGUGAAUAAUAUAUGUGGGAAAUAUAAAAACAGGGCUGUCUCUUCAGUUACUUUAUUGACACCUACCCCCUCACUAGGGAUGGGCGAUAAAUUAUCGUUCACAAUUUAUCGUCAGAAAUUUCCUCCAGGAUAAAUAUUUGCCAUCUCACGAUAAAUACAAUAAAUGCAAGUUGAUGACGUAAGCGUGAGCGUCGGACUUGCAGCCGUAGCCCACACAGUGCAGAAUAACAAACAAACAUGACUGAAGGUGGUGAAGAGGAUGUUUCUGAGCAGCUCACUGAUAAACAAGGGAUUUCCUUCAAGACUGGGACUUAGACGAGUGCAACCAGGUAUGCCUGACAUCAGACAGUGGAUCUGCACACUCUGUUCCAUCUGUGCAAGAAGAGACAUUUCACUAGUUUUCUCUAUAACCUACCACUGUAGUUAAGUAUCUUAUUUGACUAUGCCAACUGGUGUCCUCAAGACAGAAUAAGUCAAAAACAUGGAUAGGAAUUAUAAUGUAUUUUAUCUGGACUUUUACCGUUACCACCAGAAUGGCAAAACUCGUGAUACAUUUUUUAGCCCAUAUCGCCCAUCCCUACCCCCCACUCUGGUUUCAGGCAUUAAAAAUCAAAGUAUAAAAGUCCUCAGUCAUGCAGCUGAUGAUCUUUUUUGCUUUUGGAAAUCCUAAAAAAGCAUCGAUAUGAAUUUUAUUCUAUUUCAGUAAAAAAGAGGAUUAACUCUGGCAGAGUUAGUUCUUGUGGCACAUGUAAACUCCUACUUUUGUAAAGUUUCAAAUGUUUGUGUCUACGAUAGUUUCUAUAUUGUUUCCGCUGCACCUUUAACUAAGAAUCCGAGUUCUGAUUUCACCACUUCUUCUAAUUGUUUGACUUAUUCUGGUAACUUCUGUCUUUAUCUUUUAGGGGAUGUUUAUAUCCAGCCAACUCAAGACACCAAGAACCCCGUCAUCUACGGAGUCUUCUCAGUUUCAGGGUGAGUGAUUGACAGCUUCCCAAACUCUCUGACUUUCAUGCAGUUUUGGAGGGAAGGUGUAUUUUGGGUUCCUCCUGCAGCUUUUUUAUUUCAUUUCCUCCCAGCCCGGAGGUGUCAGCUCUCUCUGAUAUUGAAAUGCUGUGUUGUGUGUAUGGCCUGUCAGAUCCAGGCUACAAAGCGAAAACAAGGCUGUGAACGUGGAGCCCAGAGGGAGCCUCACUCCUCUGGGACGCUGACAGAGCCUAUAGCUCCUCAUAGGUCAGGUUUGAUAGCAAGUUGUCAUUCAACACACGGUAUUAAAAUUCAGGCAGACGUGAAAAUUGAGACUCUUGACUGCACAUAAGCAGGGAGAGGUUUGCAGAUAGUCAUAAUAAAGAUAUCUUGAUUAAUGUAUUUGAGAAACAAACACUGUUAUUGUUUCCAUCCUGAUAAAAACACAUGCAGCGCUGAUUAUAGAGGCCCAUGACAGGAGUUACAAACAUAGUACACCCACCACCAGGGCUCUGGCGAUUCUCUGCAGAUUGUGGGUGUUUGUAUGUCAGUGUGUCAGACAGCUUGACUCGGUUCAAGUGUGUGUGUUUGUGCGUCAUAAUGCUUCUGAGCAUUUCUGUGUGAGUCUGAGUGAGUACGGGGGAAGGAAGUAGAUUCUAGCAGUCGUAGAAACGCGGAGAACAAACUAGAAGCAAUUAUGUCAGGGAACGGGUCAAGCUGUUGUCUCUGUGUGUUCAUCCUUUUCUCGUCUGCCCUCCUCCAGAUCUGUGUUUAAAGGCUCAGCAGUGUGCGUUUACUCCAUGGCCGACAUCCGCAUGGUGUUCAACGGCCCCUUCGCCCACAAGGAGGGGCCGAACUACCAGUGGGUGGCUUACACUGGGAAGAUCCCCUACCCACGACCUGGCACUGUGAGUUAUCAACAUCGAACAUUCCUAAUCAUAAUUACAUCUCAGUCACGCUUUUCACAAGAAUGGUUGUUUUUUUUUACAGUGUAAUAGCAGGUUUGAGAGCUGGGUCUGUUUUUUUUCACUAGUGUCCUGGAGGCACUUUCACCCCCAACAUGAAAUCCACAAAGGAUUAUCCAGAUGAGGUUAUCAACUUCAUGAGAAACCACCCUACCAUGUACAACGCCGUUUAUCCGGUGCACAAGCGCCCCCUGGUGGUUAGAACCAACGUGGAUUAUGAGUUCACAACAAUUGCUGUGGAUCAGGUUGCAGCUGCUGAUGGAAACUAUGAAGUGCUUUUCCUGGGCACAGGUCAGUUAUUAACCAAACAACAGUUUCAUGAUAUGUCUUGAAUUUUGUGUUUAGUUUUGGUGAAAAAAAAACAAAUCCUUCAGCCUUUAAACCCAUGUAGAGAAUCUGCUGGGCAUUGGUUAUAUUAGCCAUAUCCAGUAUUUAACAGGUGUAAGAAAUAAAAUGUGCUCAUCAUGAAAGGAGAGCUCUACAUGUCGUUCCUCUCUUGUGUUUUGUAGAUCGGGGGUCUGUCCAGAAAGUGAUCGUCCUGCCUAGAGACGACCUGCAGACAGAGGAGCUGGUCUUGGAGGAGGUGGAGGUCUUUAAGGUGUGAUUGCGCUCUUGUUUUUAUCAUUUCUGUAUUUUUGUUUCAUACUCUGUGAUGUGACGUUUAAAGCUGCUGCUCUUUUUAUUGCUGCAGGUUCCGACACCCAUCACCACCAUGAAGAUUUCAUCAAAACGGGUAUGUUAUCGACCAAACAGUCAUAAAAGUUUCUGUGAGGAGAUUUUUUAACAUUGAUGAAACAGAAAGAAAUUCAAACUUUGGCUUUUCAUAGUAUACAAAAGUAAAUAAGACCAUCAGGUACAAGAUUGAUGAUUUGUAAGAGUGUAAUUUUUAAGUGCAAGAGAGUAGAUGUCAGCCAUGCAGCUUUAGAAACAACCUGAUUUUACAUUUUCCACAUUUAUUAUGCACAACUAUUGAUACAUUUGACUUUUUGACUAUUCAUGCAUAUACCCACCAAACAUCUGCGACGAAGAGACGUGCAGAUCAAGUCAGUGUUGGGUCGGUCCCUCAAAGACCACAUCUAGACGUCAGUGCGACGUGCAAAAUAGGUUAGAAAUUUCGACGUCCAAAUUGGACCUUUUUCAGACGUCUCUCUGACGUUCAGAAUUUGGACAUCACCUGAAGACCGAAUCGUCAUUAUUGGACCUCUUUUAGAUGUUGAAAUGAUAUCCACAUUUGUACCUCAUUAUCGAAAAAAUACAUUAAACAGAUGUCAUUUCGACGUCGCAUUGCGCAGUGGGUAGGGGAAGAAGAUAUGCAAAGAUAGCUUUAACCAUAGGGGGUGCAACAGAAGCUUUAAAAAGAGGGGAAGGUGAUAAAAACAGCCAAAUUUUCAAGAUGUAACACACAGUUAGGUAACUUUUUACAUUUCGUACACUUCUCUGCAGUCGUUAACAAAUUAAUUACAGUUGCUGUAUAGAAAAUAGAAAGUUCUAGUAAAGUGCUUUGUAAUCUAAUGUUAAUUGCAUCAACAUAAAGAAUAAAGUAGAUUAAUAGGUAACUAUUGAAGUUUUUCCAUGCUUAAUUUUCCAUCUUUGGGGGCAAUUUUACCAUCUCAGUACAACAAUAUUUUAUGUUACCAAAUACAUGACUUUAGUAGAGUACAGUAGAGAUGUCAUAAGACAACUACAACUGCGUUCUGAGCACAAAGGACCAAUGACUCGCUUUAUAAAUGUGUUUUCAGUGGAACAAACAGCUUGUAAAAUUUCCAUCUGCUUUCUUAUAUAUAUGCUUUUCUUAUAUAAUUUUAUUUUCUGAUCCUUACCUGUGUUUUUUUUUAUUAUUUAUUCAAAAGCAACAACUCUACGUGGGCUCAGUCUUGGGGGUGACCCACCUGGCCCUGCAUCGCUGUGAUGUGUACGGAGAGGCCUGUGCUGACUGCUGUCUGGCCAGAGAUCCGUACUGUGCCUGGGAUGGAAAAUCCUGCUCCAGAUACUCCAACUCUCAGAAGAGGUGAGGAUUAACGAAAAAAAGCUCUACUUUAGCAAAUUAAAUGUUCAGAAUAAGCUGAAGUUAAGCUUUUGAUUUUUGAUUGUUGAUCUGACCCCUCUAGACGGAGCCGUAGGCAGGAUGUGAAGUACGGAAACCCAAUCCGCCAGUGCAGAGGUUACAACUCAAACAGUAAGUAAUUAGUUCAAGUGUGUUUCUGUGUGAGUCUGAGUGAGUACAAUAAGUACAAUAAGUAGAAUAAGUAGUAAUACAAGUACAAACCCAGUUAAAGGCAUGAGUGACGAUUGGAGAAGCAGUUGAAAAAAACUGAGCCAUUAAGGUAGAGCAAGAAACUGGCCUGCAGAAGAUCCUACGCUCGCUUCAAAUAGGAUUCAAAAUAUCAGAUUGCAAGUGACUAGCGGCAGUAAACAGUGGGAGGGGACGAGUCAGAAAUAUUGAAGAGGGGUGUGUCAAAUACAGCGAGGUGAUUGGAUGGAGAGGCAGAGCAUGAGAUUGACCAAUAGGAGCUGUACGUGACGGAUUGCUCACAUUGGUCAAUGUUUUUGCAGCUCUGCACCUGCUUGGGUGAACAGAUUUUUUCCAUUCUUUUCUCUCUUCAUUUUGUGGAGAUCGCACUUUAGGACCACGAUCGCCAAAUAAACGCGGUUCAUAAUAAUUACCAAUCUCUCCAAUCGUCAACCAUGCCUUUAAGCCGGGAAUGUUGCCCCACUGUCACUCCUUUGUUUUAUAGACAGUAACAUAAGUUAUAUAUUGUUUCACAGCUAAUAAGAAUACCUUGGAGUCAGUUCAGUAUGGGGUGGAGGGCAGCACUACGUUCCUGGAGUGUCAGGCCAGGUCUCCUCACAUGUCUCUAAAGUGGCACCUGCAGAAGGAAAACAGUGACCGGAGGAAAGAGGUGAGCAAACAGUCACAAAGUCUGCUGUCUUUAAAGUUGAAAAAGAGGAAAGAUAAGACAGAUUAAUCGAUGAAAUACUGUUCUUCCAGAUCCGCUCAGAAGGCCGCAUCCUGAAAACAGAACAAGGACUCCUGAUCCGCUCUCUGCAGUCAUCCGACAGCGGCAUCUACCAGUGCACGUCCACCGAGAAGAACUUCAAACACACGCUCGUCAAACUGCAGCUCGUGGUCCUGUCCAGUCGCACAGUCAACAACGUGUUGGUGGAAACGGGCAGCCCGGCGCUCCCUCCGCUGCAGUCUAGUGCCUGGACACCGAGUGUGGGUCAGUAUAAAGACCUGCUGACCAUCCUGAGCCAACCAGAGAUGGGUCUGAUCAACCAGUACUGCCAGGACUACUGGCAGCUCGGGGAGGGCAGCCUCGGGGACAGCAAAGCCAAAAGCCUGAAGGAGCUGAAGGAGCAGAAGAAACCCCGAAACCGCCGGCAUCAUGAUGAGCAAACGACUCCGGCUGAGACAUGAGGAGCUGGAGUUCCACCUAAUCACACUCAAACACCACCUGUCUACCUUCUCACGCCUCCUCCUGAACACUGCUACCCUCCAUUUAGGGGAAAGACUCCAGAUAGAAAAAUAAAGUUAUCAUUACGGACAACUGCAACCUAAAGCGACAGCAUCAUACAGGAAAAAAAAGUACACAAUAUUUAUUGUAGGUUGUAAAAAGUAAUUCUUUGUACCUAUCUAGAAAACAUGUUUUUUGUGAAUAGGUAAAUCUGUGCAAAUAUUGUUGUUAUUAUAAUAUUAUUGUUAGUGUUCAUGUUUAUUACAAUGUGUUAUUAUGUUGAGAAUAUCUUUAUGUUUGGUGUUUUUGAGAAACAGCAACAAUAACCCAGGAUGCUGGGAGUAUCCACAACAUGGGCGAGGACAGGAACUGUUUGAGGCGGCCAUGUUGGAUCACAUGAUUCUUGGCGGUGUUCACUGUCAAAGCUGGGAGUGGAGAUAGACUUCCUUUAACAUCUUCACCUGAACUCUUCACGAUAUAGCAGACUGUUUUUAUUUUUCGUUUUUGUAUUUUAACUGCGAGAUACGAGCUGCUGAAAGAGUGAUCGCUGCAUUUCUGAGGACAUACGUGGAUAAAGGAAAUGCCCACUGACCGCAGCUGUGACGGACUGUCACGUUUAUACAGUCACAUGUUAACUAAAGUUACCUGUGUGGGAGGUAAGACGUCUCCUUUUUGUUGUGGUCCAGCCUGGAUUCAAGUAACAAUGGUACAUCACACAAAUUCUUCCAAAAUCUGUUGCUGCCAAGUGUUUGUUUGUUUCUAUGUGAAUAUCACAUCUCAAUGUUGUAUCCUAAACAAGUGUGACCUUUGUGAUAAGCUGUUUUUUGUUUUUUUUUUCCUUUUUUUUCGGGGAAAGGGUUUUUUGAUGACACACAAAAGCUGAAAAUAUAACAUUGCCUUGUCUUUUCUUUUCAGAGAAAAGAAAUUCCAGCAGGCAGCUAUAUGUGAGUUUGUGACAGUUUGUGACAACAACAACAACAAAAAAGAGACAAGCACCUUCUGUUGCCAAAUUAGUAACCCUGAUAGACAGUAAAUACCAUAAUUAAUAUGUUUCUGUGGCAUUUGCAGUGUAUUUGUUUUGGGCAACUAGUCUGUGUUCUCAGAGCAGGGGCGCAUCCAGGGGGGGAGUGGGCUGGCAUUGUCCCACCUCAAAAAUUGAUUUACCGCACCUAGAUAAUGAAUUCUGAUUGGUUAUUUGUCCAGUCUGAGGCAGGAUUAACUUCAGACCAUCUGAUUAGUACGAAAGAGGAUUAGGGCCACAUGAAGAGAAAAAAAAAAUAACAGGGACAAGAUUAAAGUCGAAAUUUCAAGAUUAUAGUUGAAAUUUCUAGAUUAAAGCUGUCAAAAUUUCGUGAAUUAAUUCGAAAUUCUGAGAAUUAAAUCGAAAUUACAAGAUUAAAGACGAUGCAAAUAAAGAUUAAAUUUCAUGAAUAAAGUCGUAAUGAUGAGAUUAAUGAUAAUGAAUCAAGAGCAUUGUCAUUUGUCACUCGGCAACAUGUCUUCUGUAGAAGAGUUAAUAAAGCUUUACUUUAGAAUUGGAUUUAGUAACAAGGAAAUCCUCGCUCUUUUAGCACACAAACACAGUGUGGUCAUAAGUAUACAGACUCUGAAAAGACUGUGCCGAAGAUUAUGAUGCAGAUGCAGGGUUAUCGAUGGCUAUUUAAUGAGGCUAUGUUGUAGAUACAAUAAGACGACUGAUCAAGUUGAUUGAUCCUGAAGGCAUGGAGCACAGACGAGCCUGGCGUCUGAGGCGCAGGCAUUACCGAAGCCGAUGACCUAAUGCAGCAAAGGGAUGGCUACGACAAAUUUAAGCCAUACGGCAUUUCGACUUUUUAAAUUUUUGACUUUAAUCUCAAAAUGGAAAUUAAAAAAUCUCCCUCCUGUAAUUAUUAUUUUCUUUUCUUGUGGCCCUAAUCCUCUAAUCUCUUGUAGAUUAGGGAUAUAUCGAUCUUUAUGUUGAUAACUAUUAAAACUACUACACAGAAAUGUAACAACUGGAUGAUAUAAUAACAUUAGCAUUUACGGUAAAUAGUACAAGUGAAUAUAGUAAGUUAAUGCAAUUUGAGCAUUUGUACAUGCGCCUGCAUACUUUAGGCCACCCUGAACCACAGGUGGGCCGCCCCCUUCAAAAAGUGUCUUUUUUUAGCUCUUAUAGUGUCAGAGGUUUGCAUUCCUGUCAGUUUUACGCUAAAUAACCGUUUCAGUGAAAGCAAGUGAAUACUAACCAUGCAAUAAGUCUGCCACAGUACGCAUACAUACCACUUCGAUUGGUGCUUGUAAACAACGGCGCUCUCACUGCUACUGUGCAGUGCCAUCCUGCCAACAUACGUGCCACAGACUUCAUAUUGAGCAACUUCCGCACAGUAAAUGCUAAAAUAAAUGUAAAAACUGUCACACAAGUACAACCACUAAGAAGCUGUUCACCCAACCCUGAAGAGAAACAACAUAUGCUAAAAUCUUCAGAGGGUGACUUUUCAUUGUGCAUGGCAUGUACAGUGUAUGUAUAUGGUAUUCGUCUAAAACACUAUGUUGCUGUGGAUGUCAGUGAAUGUCUUUCUUGUUGUGGGAAUAUGGAAAAACUAUCAGUACAAGAAUGAGGUGCUGAGCCCCAUGAUUUAUUAUGGGACAAAGUCAGAUCAGAUUGUGGUUUUAAAUCUCUCUCUGUCUCUCCCACUCUCUCUCUCUCUCUCUCUCUCUCUCUCUCUUUAUGUUUCUCUCUCUCUUUGUGUGUCUCUUUUUCUCUUCUCGGCAGUUUUGCAUAUAAUUUCAAAUGUGCAACUUUUUUAUUUUGUCAGUUUGACGGACUUUGCUCUGGUUCAUUGAGUUAAGUAAUGUAUAAUAUAAUGCACAGUCGAUGUUAUUGUUAUGACUUGUAAAAAAUUACUAUCUUUUCUUCCUCAUCAAUGUUGCUGACUAAUAAAUUAAAGCUCUAUAUUUUAUAGUAACUGAA